Molecule: messenger RNA, 62114 nt
Organism: Malaya genurostris
Lineage: Eukaryota; Metazoa; Arthropoda; Insecta; Diptera; Culicidae
Gene: dpy
Exons: 81
Coding region: 760-60294 (19844 amino acids)
Molecular function (GO): calcium ion binding
Source: RefSeq, a predicted model, not a curated record
GGGAAAGGUGUUUUCCCGUCUUCGAUCGAGUUAUAGCGCUACUUCGAUUCGCGCGCGGCCUCCAGCAAGAUCAUUCGGUUUCGUCGCUGCUCGAUUGUAGAAGUCUUUUGCGUUUUUUUUUUUGUUCGCUGGAACUAGGUGCGGGUGCAUGAAAAUGUGCUCUAAAUACGUGUGUUUUACUGGCAGUUGAAGUACGGCUAGAUAGAUUGAGGACCGUGUUGUAUCGGUGACUUGCUGCUGUUGCUGCUGCUAUUGCUGUUGCUGGUGUUCAUGUUCUACAACCAGCAAAGGUGCAAACAACGGCGGAGAUUUUAACGCUUGUCCGCUGCCGCAGAUUGUAGGAUGUUUCUGUCGGUUAUGGAUAAAUGUUAAAUGAAUACCGUUUGGCGGCAGUGGUAUUUUUUUUCUGAGAAAAUGUGAAAUGUCAAACGAAGUCAGCAAAAAGUGGCAAAACGUGUCGGGGAUCUCUUUUCAAAUCAAGUGAAUGAUUGCCGACUGGUUUUCGGUUCGGUGAGGAAUGAAACAGUGAGACGGAAUAGCGAGAAGUCUAGCCUAAUGCUAAUUAGUGCCGCAGCAAAUUCUAUAGGUGGCAAAUUCGAAAAUUGGUAUGGAAAUUUCGUCUAAACAUCAUUGAUCACGGAAAUAGAAAUAAGGAAAUAAAAUACACAGUGGAAAUUAUAGCCCAGAAAAGUGAAGUGAAACUGGCGGAUUUGAAUUGAUAGUUCGAGAAUUACAAAUGAAAAGGUGCUACUGUAGUGCAUGGAAGUGAACAGUGAUGUGCGUUACAGUGGAACGAUUUCCGAAAGAGACAAGAUUGGAAAUUUUUUCCCUAUGCUGGAUGGUGAUCACCGAGCCUUCGGGUCCCCUAGGACAAGUUGUCAAAAGCAAGCAAAAAUGAAAAUAUUUUUGCCAUUAGUGGUGUGGAUUGUGCUGUUUUUUCGGACGGCGAGUGCCCAGUACUCGGCGUCCCGGAAAAAUGUCGGCAUAUUCGGACUAAAGCACGAAGUGUUUUUUCUGAAUCUAGAGGAUGGUUACUUCGGCUGCCAAGUCAACGAGUCCACAGACUUCCUGCAGCUGUACGAGCUGUCCAAACUGUGUGAUGGCACAUCGGACUGCUACAUGGGCUCCGAUGAGCUUAGAAAUAAGUUAAAAUGUACAAAUGAUUGUGAUAAAGAAGGCACGGCUUGUUCCAACGGAGCGUGCUUAGAAGGCCAAUGCCAUUGUAAUGAUGGCUUUGGAGGAUGCAACUGUCAAGUUCCAGACGAAAACGAGUGUAAAUAUCGACCCUGUGACGUUUUCGCGCACUGUACAAAUACUUUAGGUAGCUUUACUUGCACGUGUUUCCCUGGCUAUCGAGGCGACGGAUUCCAUUGCGAGGAUAUUGACGAAUGUCAGGAUCCCGCGAUCUCCGCUCGAUGUGUGGAGAACGCAGAAUGCUGCAAUUUACCAGCGCAUUUUGUGUGUAAAUGUAGGCCAGGUUUCGAAGGUGACGGAGAGGAACGAUGUACAGACAUCAACGAGUGCCUCGAUCCACAGGCUUGCGGAGUAAACGCCGAGUGUGUCAACUUCCCCGGUAACUACACGUGCCUGUGUAAAGAUGGCUUUGUCGGUGAUCCGUAUAAUGGCUGCGGAGAUAUCGACGAAUGCGCCCAGCCAGGUGUUUGCGGACCCGGUGCCAUAUGUACGAAUCUUGAGGGCAGUUAUCGCUGCGACUGCCCUGCAGGGUUCGAUGGAGAUGCACGCUCGGCUCAGGGUUGUGCCGACUUCGACGAGUGCACGCGGUCACCAUGCGGAAGGAAUGCUCUGUGCCGAAACGACGUCGGGAGCUUUCGAUGCGAAUGUGCUGAAGGUUUCCAUGGUGAUGCUAUGACGGACUGUCAAGAUAUUGACGAAUGCUCGAAUAACCCAUGUGCCGUUGGUGCUAAAUGUACCAAUACGCCUGGUGGCUUCCGGUGUAGCUGCCCGACGGGAAUGACCGAAUCGGGCAGUGAGUGCGUCGACAUUAACGAGUGUGCUAGAUCUAACGCUUGUGGAGAGAAUGCCAAGUGCAUCAACUUUCCCGGGUCAUAUAAAUGCUUGUGCCCGCAGGGCUUCCAAGGACGAGGAGAACUUUUUUGUAAAAAUGUAAACGAAUGCCUAGAUAAUCCGUGUGGGGAGAAUGCGAUAUGCACGGAUACGGUUGGUAGCUUUGUUUGCUCGUGUAAACCAGAAUACACAGGAGAUCCAUUUCGAGGAUGUGUCGAUAUAAACGAGUGUACGGCAUACGAUAAACCGUGCGGUAAUCAUGCAAUAUGUGAAAAUGCCAAUCCCGGAUACAACUGCCUGUGUCCUCAGGGAUACGUGGGGAAACCAGACGCAAAAAUUGCAUGCGAACAAGCCGAUGUCAACAUACUGUGUACCAGCAACUUUGACUGUACUAACAACGCCGAAUGUAUCGAAGGACAGUGCUUUUGUCAAGAUGGAUUCGAACCACAAGGAUCUAGCUGCAUCGACAUAGACGAGUGUCGCAUGGACAGCAAAGUUUGUGGGUCGUCGGCUAUGUGCAUCAAUACUCCUGGUUCCUUUAAAUGUCAAUGUGAGGCUGGAUUCAUUGGAACCCCACCAAGGAUUCAGUGCAAAACACCCUGUGCUGAUGUUAAGUGUGGGAAAAAUGCGUAUUGCAAGGCUGAGGGACAGGAGGCAUUUUGCAUUUGUGAAGAAGGUUGGACAUUCAAUCCAGCCGAUAUUUCUGCAGGUUGCGUAGAUAUAAAUGAGUGUGACCCUUCACAAGGACCAAGUGGACGGUGUGGCGUUAAUGCAAUUUGCUCCAAUCAACCGGGUAGCUACAGUUGCCAAUGCCCGUCGGGGUUUACUGGUGACGCCAACCGGCAGUGCUACGACAUAGAUGAAUGCUUAAGGCCCAAUGCUUGUGGUGAAAAUGCUAUAUGUAAGAAUCUUGACGGAUCCCACCAAUGUUCUUGUCCCGACGGUUCUAUUGCUGAUCCCGAUCCUAGUGUAAGGUGUAUAACCAUUGUAACAUGUACCAAAGAUCACGACUGUCCUGGUAAUGCGAUUUGCGAUGCUCAAAAACGCUGUCUUUGUCCGGAACCAAACAUUGGAAACGACUGCCGGCAUCCUUGCGAAAACAUUGUUUGCGGUCCUAACUCACACUGCAUGCUGGUGAAUGGCGAAGCCCAAUGUUUGUGUAGCGAAGGGUUCACCGGUCAUCCCGGACAAUGUGUCGACAUUAACGAAUGUGCUGGUAAUCCAUGUCCUAGUGGAGCCAUUUGCUCCAAUCUGCCGGGAGGGUAUACAUGCCAGUGUCCGGGUGGAAGCUCUGGGGAUCCAUACUCCGGAGGUUGCUCUAAAUCUGCUUUGCACACAUGUAACGAAAAAAAUCCAUGUCCUACGGGUGAAAAAUGUAUACAAGAUGCAUACAGCGGGAAUAGUGUUUGUAUUUGUGGGCAAGGCUAUAAACGUAACUCGAAAGGUUCAUGUAGAGAUGUUAAUGAGUGCAAAGACCCAAACAAACCAGCAUGUGGCGUUAACGCUAUUUGCAAAAACCUACCCGGAAGUUACGAAUGCCAAUGUCCUCCGGGGUUCAACGGAAAUCCGUUUCUCUCUUGCGAAGAAUGCAAUAGUUUAGAAUGCAAAUGCCCUGCUCCAUACAAAUUUGUUGACGGAAAUUGCGUUUUGGAUAGCUGUUCGCCCAACGGAAAAUGUCCGGGUGGUGCUGAAUGCAUCUCGAUCACCGGAGGCGUAAGUUAUUGUGCUUGUCCGAAAGGUUUCCGAACUCAAACAGAUGGAAAAUGCGAAGACAUCAACGAGUGCUCUGAAGGUCGGCAGGUAUGUGGGUACGAUGCACUCUGCAUGAACACUAUUGGAGGUUACGAAUGUAAAUGCCCGUUGGGAUACUCUGGAGAACCGUAUCACGGAUUAUGUGCACUUGCCCAGAAACGUUGCUCUGCUGAUCGAGAAUGUGGUGCAAAUGAAAAGUGCGUGCAGCCAGGUGAAUGUGUGUGCCCUCCACCAUUCUAUAUGGAUGCUUAUGAUGGAAACAAAUGCAAAAGCCCAUGCGAACGCUUCCCUUGUGGUAUUAAUGCACGCUGCACCCCGUCUGAUCCUCCACAGUGUAUGUGUGAGAUUGGCUACAAAGGUGAUCCUUUGACCGGUUGCGUGGAUGAAGAUGAAUGCGCAAAUACCCCAUGUGCAUAUGGAGCACAGUGCAUAAAUCAGAAAGGUGGAUACAAAUGCAUAUGUCCGAAAGGAAUGGUCGGAGAUGCAUACAAAGGAGGUUGCAUACUUGAGGAAGGAUCGAUUAGAAGCCAGUGUCGCCGAAAUGAAGAUUGUGCUGAUACUUUAGCUUGCGAACGAGGAACAUGUGUUAGCCCAUGUAGUGGUUUGCUAUGUGGAUCCAACGCGUAUUGCGAACCAGAAAAACAUGCUGCUUGGUGUCGAUGUAGAGUAGGUUUCGUUGAAGGUCGUAACGGAGAGUGUGUGUCACAAUGCAACGGAUUUAUGUGCGGUCAGGGUGCUAUUUGUAUUGUUACAAGUAGUGGACCAACCUGCAAAUGUCCUCCUGGCGAAUUAGGCAAUCCAUUUCCUGGUGGUUCAUGUGUUACCGAUCAGUGCUCCGGAACUCGUCCAUGUACCGAGCCACAGGUUUGUAUCAGCGGACGGUGUAAGCACAAAUGUGACAGCGUCGUUUGCGGUGUCGGGGCAACCUGCGAUAGUGCAACGGGAAAGUGCAUAUGUGAACCAUUCUUUGUUGGUAACCCUGAAAUGCUUUGUAUGCCUCCCAUCACUACACCUGUAUGUGAACCAGAUUGUGGGCAAAACGCACAUUGCGAGUAUGGAGUCGUUCAAAAUACUUGCCAAUGCAAUCCAGGAACUAGCGGCAACCCGUAUGGAAUUUGUGGUACCAAACAAAAGAACACUUGUAGCCGUACAACUUGUGGAAGAAAUGCAGAAUGUCGUGAAUCACUAAAUGCAGUCGAAUGCAUAUGUCCGAAUGGUUAUAUCGGCAAUCCCUAUGUUCAAUGUCAAGACAUUGAUGAAUGCUCAACGAGCAACGUAUGCGGGGAUGGUGCUGUAUGUAUCAACACAGCCGGAAGCUUCGAUUGUCGCUGUAAGCCAGGUCAUACAGGAAAUCCAUUCACUAUGUGCUCCCCGGUUGAAAAAAGUAUUUGCGAUAACCCAAGACACUGCCAAUGUGGAAAGAAAACUCAGUGCCCGCCAGGAUACAUCUGUGAUCGAGGACACUGUAAAGAUUUAUGUGCUAAUGUCAACUGUGGACCACGUGCUGCCUGUGACUCGGGAAGGUGCGUUUGUCCACCAGGAUACACUGGAAACCCAAAAGACCUACGGAAUGGAUGUGUUCAGGAAGGUCAAUGCGAUAAUGAUGCAAACUGUAAGAAUAAGGAAAUUUGCUUUCAAUUUGGAAAAGGACUCCGAAAAUGCGUGGAUGCUUGCAGUAAACUACAGUGUGGACCAAAUGCCUUGUGCGUUUCCAACGAUCACCGAUCUACCUGUAUCUGUUCCAGUGGUUAUGUUGGUAACCCUGGCGACCUAACAUUUGGAUGUCAAAAAGAAGCCAAGAUUGUGGAAGGUUGCAAGGAUGAUAUGUCAUGUAGCGAUGGAAAUAUCUGUGCGCUUACCGAAACUGGCUUACGAUCGUGUGUUAGUCCAUGUAGUGCUGUCGAAUGUGGUGUUAAUGAAGUUUGUCAACCGGAUAAGCAUAACAAUCCUAUCUGUCACUGCCAGGACGGAUUUCUGUGGAAUCCAGCAAUGUCAGUAUGCGAGAAACCUUCUAUUCCUGAUUGUACUAACGAUGAUGACUGUCACCAAGUAGCUGCAUGUCGUCAAGAUGCCUUGGGAGUGCUAAAGUGCACCCAAGUUUGCGCAGAAUUUACUUGUCCGGCAAAUUCGGUCUGUGUUACUUCAAACCACCGAGGCAGCUGCCAAUGUUUACCUGGAUAUACUGGAAAUCCCAAUGAUCGAAACGGCUGCCGUCCAGAGCUCCAGGAUAAAUGUCUCACUAGUGCGGAAUGCUCGGAAUCGGAUUCCUGCGUGACAUAUAAAGGUGCACUGGCUUGUCGACCUGCUUGUGAAAAUGUGCAAUGCGGCCCUCAUGCCAUUUGCAUUAGUAAUAACCAUAAUGCACAGUGCCAAUGCCCACCUGGGUCGUUCGCAGGAGAUCCAUAUGAUUUAAAGAAGGGAUGUCAAUCUGUACCUUGCGUUUACAACAACGACUGUCCACCGACUCAAAUGUGUAAUCGAAUUACUCACACGUGCUAUGAUAUCUGCCAAGAAGAUACCUGUGGAACAAAUGCAGUAUGUAUAGCUGAAAAUCACCGCUCCAUUUGUCAGUGUCCACCCGGUUACAGAGCGAAUCCAAUAGCUGAAGUUGAGUGUGCUCCUUUAAAAUCGUGUGAACCAAAUCCCUGCCAUCCGUCGGCUUUAUGUGAGGCAGGGCCAGAUGGCCAUAUCUGUAAAUGUCCUUCAGGUCAAGUAGGAGAUCCGAUGACCGGUUGUCGACCAGAAGGUGCAUGUCCGAAUGGAGACAUUCAAUGUCCUGAGAAUUCUGCAUGUGUCAAUGGUAGAUGCGUCGAUGUCUGCGCGAAUGCAUGUGGAAUCAAUUCAAAAUGUAAUGUUGUAAAUAGGACACCGGUGUGCGAAUGUAGAGCGAAGUAUGUUCCAGGAUUAACGGGAUCAGCGCGGGACGGUUGUGUCCGUCAAGUCAGUACAUGUAUUAGUGAUUUGGACUGCGGAGGAGAUAUUUGUCAAAAUGGUCAAUGCAUGGUUGCAUGCCGCAACUCAAACGACUGCUCGGAAGGAGAACGCUGUGUUAACAGUGUAUGUACGCAACCAUGUUCCAGUCAUAGCCAGUGUGGCGAUGGACAGGCAUGCAUCAGUGGUAGUUGUCUGAUUGGUUGCAGAAACAAUAAGGACUGUAGUAGUUCUAAAGCUUGUAUCAGCAAUAAAUGCAGUGAUCCUUGUGAAUCGGAAGGAACAUGUGGACCAAACUCAGUUUGUAACUGUGUGAAUCAUAUACCGAGCUGCAAGUGUCCGCCUGGAUUUGAAGGAAACCCAAUUCCAGAGCAAGGAUGUGUGCGGAUGCCCUCUCCUUGUACCACUUCUACUGAGUGUGCCAUAGGGCACAUGUGCAUCGCAAACCAGUGUAAUCUUCCUUGUUCUGAAACAACGAUGUGUGCAGUUGGAGAAAGAUGUCACAACAGCAUGUGUGCUAAGGUUUGCUACACUAACAACAAUUGCCUCCCAGGAGAGGUGUGUAACGAAGCAGGAACGUGCCAACCGGGUUGCAGUACGGAUACUGAUUGUCCAUCCCAGAAAGUGUGCCUAGCAAGCAAAUGUAAAUGUAUGAAGGGUUUCAUCGGUACUCCAUCGGGUUGCGCUGAUAUUGAUGAAUGCUCAGAUAAUCCAUGCCAUUCAUCAGCACUCUGUGAAAAUAUUCCCGGAUCAUAUCGAUGUUCCUGCCCUGCGGGAAAAGUUGGCGAUGCUUACUCAAAUCCGGGAUGCCGUUUAUCGAAUCAAUGUUAUAAGAAUACAGAUUGCGCGGAAAACUUAGCAUGCAAUGAAGGGAAAUGCAAAGAUCCUUGCCAGUUAACAAUGUGCGGAGCAAAUGCCGAAUGUCAUACUCUCGAUCAUGUAGCAGAGUGUCAAUGUCCACCAGGACAUCUGGGAGAUGCUCGUGAUACGUCAGUUGGUUGUUUCCGUGUUGAGUGUUUAGAAAACGACGAUUGCGGCCAGGAUAGAAAAUGUUUAAGAGAAACAAAUAAAUGCAUGAAUCCUUGCGACCAAGUCGAUUGCGGUAAAGGGGCCUGCCAUGUCGAGAAUCACGAAGCAAUUUGUACAUGCUUACAAGGAUACGAUGUAGUUGAUGGACGUUGUGAAGACAUAGACGAAUGUGAAACUAAUCCAUGUCAUAAGAGCGCUAGGUGUCAAAAUUCUCCCGGAACUUACACCUGUUCUUGCCCAGAGGGAUUGGUUGGAGAUCCUAUCCAUACCGGAUGCAGAAGUCCAGAUGAAUGUAUUACAAACUCGGACUGUCCAACAUCGGCAGUCUGUGAGCAAUCACGUUGCAAAAAUCCAUGCAGCAUCAAAAAUGCCUGCGGUGAAAAUGCUGUGUGUACAGCUGUAGGUCAUGCAGCAGUGUGUGAGUGUGCAUCAAAUACCCGUGGAGAUCCGAAAGUUAAAUGUCGUAAAAUUGAGUGCUCAGAAAGCAACGACUGCUCCCCUAGUCAAACAUGUAUCAACUACAAAUGUGUCGACCCGUGCUCAUUGACAAAUGCUUGCGGUCAAAGUGCAAAUUGUUUGUCAGAUAAUCAUUUAGCGAUUUGCUCAUGUCAACCGGGAACAACCGGAAAUCCACUACUAGGAUGCGUUCCACUACAGUACUGUAACAGUGAUCAACAAUGUCCUGCUGGAACUAAAUGUAAUGCGGGUGUAUGUUGCACCCUAUGCUCGAGUAAUCGAGAUUGUAUCAGUGAUCAACUGUGCAUCCAAGGAGUUUGUCAACCAACUUGUCAAACCAAUUCCAGUUGUCCUGACUUCCAAUUUUGUCACAACAACAUUUGCACCCAGGAAUUCAAAUGUCGCUCAAACGACGAUUGUGAUCCUGAUGAAACUUGCACCAUAGAUGCAACAGGUCGCUCGGAAUGUAAAAACGCUUGCUCGGGACGAGUUCUUUGCGGAAGAAAUGCUGAGUGCUCAGCCAGAGAUCAUUCAGCAGUUUGUGGGUGUAAAGAAGGAUUUUAUCAGGAUAACAGUGGCACUUGUCGAAAAAUAGAAUGUCAAACAGAUAACGACUGUUCAAGUGAUAAGACCUGUGAAAGCCAUACGUGUAAGAUUGCGUGCCUAAUAGGUGAGCCGUGUGGAUCUAAUGCUCUCUGUUCGGCCGAAGAUCAUAAACAGGUUUGUUACUGUCAGCCAGGAUUUACAGGAGAUCCGAAAUCAGGCUGUACUUUGGUUGAUUUUUGCAAGCAAUCUCCGUGUGGACCGAACGCGAAAUGCCGAAACAGUCGCGGAUCUUAUCGGUGCGCAUGUCCUUCUGGCUUGGUAGGAGAUCCCUACAGUAGUGGAUGCAAAAAGGCAGCCGAAUGCGAAAAGAAUUCCGACUGUCCAGAUGUAGCGAUUUGUGAUAAGUCGAACGCAGAACCCAAAUGUCGUGACGUAUGCGAAACAGUUAAUUGCAGCCCGAACGCGGAAUGUCAAUCGAGGAAUCACAAUGCCGUGUGCCUAUGUAGGAAUGGCUAUGAAGGUGAUCCGAACGACCGCCUUAACGGAUGUAGGCCAGUAACUGUACCGUGCAAAUUAAAUAGCGAUUGUCCAGAAAAUUCAUACUGUAAUAGGCAAAUAUGCAAACCGGCUUGUUCGAGUACCGAAGAAUGUAAUCAGGAUGAAGUCUGCUCCAAAGGACAGUGCCUCAACCCUUGCCAAGAACCGAAUGCCUGCGGGAUGAACGCGGACUGCCUUAUGGCAGGACAUUCCAAACAAUGUUCCUGUCCUCACGGAUUCACUGGUGAUUCUGCAUUGGAGUGUGUAAGAAUUCCAACCUUAUGCGCCUCUAAUACUGAUUGUGUAGCAGGGACAUCUUGUCAUGAAUCGAUGUGUUUGCCAAGAUGUGGCACCGAUCAAGAUUGCGCUUUGAACGAGAAAUGUAUUGGAAACAAAUGCAUGCUUACGUGCCGUCUGGAUAACGAUUGCUUCCUUGGACACAUUUGCUUGAAUGGUCGCUGUGUCUACGGAUGCCACACGGAUGAUGACUGCAGUGCUAGUGAAACGUGUCGAGCUAAUCACUGUACUGAUCCAUGUCGCGAUAACCCUUGUGGCCCCAACGCUGCCUGCACCGUUGUCAACCACCGGGCUAGCUGUUCCUGUAUCAGUGGAAUGGUACCAAGUCCAACGGCGAAAAUUGGCUGUGUUCGUGCCCCAGCACUCCAGUGUACAGCUAAUCGAGACUGUGUCGAUGGAACGCAAUGCAUUGAAAACCAGUGCCGCCCUGUUUGUGCAAACGAUCAAGGAUGUCUGAAUAACGAACGAUGCGACCGUGGAACUUGCAAACCGAUUUGUAGGCGAGACGACGAUUGUCGAACGGGAGAGGUUUGUCAAGGACAAACGUGCAUGGUCGGAUGUCGAUCUGACGCUGGUUGUGCUUCAAAGCUAUCAUGCAUUAACCAACAAUGCGUGGAUUCUUGCACGGAACCCACCGCUUGUGGCACUAACGCCCUCUGUUCCGUUUCGAACCACAGAAAACUGUGUUCUUGUCCACCACCACUUAUUGGAGAUCCACUUACAGGAUGCCAUGCUGAACAACGAUCAUGCCAAACAAGAUCCGACUGUCCAAAAGGAUAUACAUGCUAUGGGAAUACGUGUAUGUCAGCCUGCCGCAAUGAUCAAAACUGCUUGACUGAUGAGAGGUGCAUUCGUGGUACUUGCAGAACGGUAUGUAACAGCGAUGCCUCUUGCUCUGAUGGAUUGAUCUGUGAAAAUAGAGUGUGUCAAGCAGGAUGCCGAACAGAUAACAACUGUCCUACUAAUCAAGCAUGCGUCAACAAACAGUGCACUGAUCCUUGUACGGUUCUCGGUCAAUGUGGUACAUGUUCGGAGUGCACUGUAGCUAAUCAUGGAGUUCAAUGCAGUUGUCCGAAUGGUUACCUCGGAAAUCCUCUAGUAUCCUGUUCACCACCACCACAAAAAUGUAAUUCCUAUUGCUACUGUGACGAAGAAGGCGUGUUUUGCGCUGAUAAAUGCCGGCAAGCUAAAGACUGUGCUUGUGGACAAACAUGUUCCCGAGGAAGAUGUCGCACAAAGUGUAAUCCUGGGGCCUGUCCUGCUGGACAGUUAUGUCAAAAUGGAGCAUGCAUAGCAGGUUGCCGAUCAAACACGGAUUGCGCAGCGGAGCGAUCAUGCUCUAAUAAAAAAUGCGUUGAUCCCUGCGCUGGAGGAAAAGCAUGCGGAAAGAAUGCUAUGUGCCGAGCGUCUGAUCAUCAGGCCUUCUGUUUGUGCCCUGACGGGUAUCAAGGAGAUCCACGCGAAGGAUGCGUACAUUACGAAUGCCAAACGAACGAAGAUUGUGAGCUGGACAAGAAGUGCGUUGUUGGAAAGUGUACCAAUCCAUGUCUGGAAUCGGAGGCAUGUGGUCUAAAUGCCCAGUGUCGCGUCGUGAAUCGUCAAACCCAAUGCUCCUGCACUCCCGGUUUCUUCGGCAAUGCCCGACAGGAGUGCCAACCACUGCAAAAGGGUAGCUGCUCGCAAAACCCGUGCGGAGAGAAUACCAUCUGCCGGGAGGACGCCAAUGGAUACGAGUGUUCCUGCCAACCAGACUGCAUGGGAGAUCCUCGACAGGGUUGCCUAUGUCAAGGCAAACAAACGAACAAAUGUCUUGAUUUUCCAUGUGGUAAAAAUGCAGUGUGCCGCGUUACAGCCCAUGACCAACCGGAAUGCUACUGCCCUCCCCUCUAUGCAGGGGGCGACCCGUACACGGAAUGUACGAACGAACGAACAGUAACUGACUGUCGAACGACUGGAUGCACAGAAGGCGAAUGUGUUCGAGACGGCACGAAAUUCAUAUGCCGUAAUGACGAGUCCUGCGCAAAUGAUAUGCAAUGUCCCAAUGAAAAGGCGUGUAUUGGAGGAAAGUGUUCCGAUCCUUGCUCAUUACGAGGAGCCUGCGGGGAUAACGCUCUGUGCCGAACAGUUUUCCAUAGGCCCCAAUGUUCAUGUCCAAGCUGUUUUGUGGGUAGGCCCAAUAUUGAAUGUAAGCCCGAUCCAAAAUGUCAAGAAGUCAACACACAAAAACCAAGCGAUCCCAAAAUAGUAUCGAUAUCAUGCGAAAGAGAUAACGACUGUGACGAGUCAUUACGCUGCGACAACAGUGGGCAGUGCAGUGAUCCCUGCACUAUUCCGACUACAUUUGUGUGCGAUUCGAAUAAGAAAUGUAUCUCGCGGAAGCAUCGACCCGUUUGCGUUUGCAAGCACGGCUUUAUUGUCAAUGACUACGGAGAGCUGAUUUGUGCUCCGGAAAAGCGCGAAUGCCACGGCGAUGAUGGAUGCGCCUCGAGUAUGGCUUGUAUUGACGGCAAAUGCGUUAAUCCUUGUAUGCCCAGUGCCAAUCGGGGCCCUGCUUGCCCGGAGGACAAAGCAUGUCUGGUAAUGGAUCACAAACCCACCUGUAUUUGUAUGAAGGAUUGCAGUCCUUCCCUAUCGAUAUGUCUGCGAGACAGCGGAUGUCCGCCGGAUCUCGCUUGUCGUAACUAUCAGUGUGUUAAUCCUUGCGAAAUUACUCUGUGUGCUGACGACACACCAUGCUUUGUCGAGAACCACAAGCCAAUAUGCAAAUUCUGCCCUCCUGGAUUCGUGAAAGACGCCCAUCAAGGAUGUUUGAAAGCUACAAAAAUUAAAGAUGCUGAACAUGAAGUACAUAGGGAUCAGCAACACGAGACGACGCCCGGUACCUGUUCGACACAUUUCGACUGCGGCGAACAGUUGCAGUGUUUGGCGGGCCGGUGUCUUGAUCCGUGUAGGUCUGGUUGUGGUCAGUCAGCUUUAUGCACCGUGAAGGCACACGUUCCCAUCUGCACCUGUCCCCCUGGGCAUCACGGUAAUCCGAACCAAAUGUGCAUUCCAACUAUCUCCUCUUCUGUUAAGGAUGAACAAGUCGACACAGGUUUGAUGACAACUACCGGGGCCGAUAUCCCGAUAACCACUGAUGGUUACUACCAAAGCGAUAGUAUAGACCGGUCGGAUGUAUUCAGCACGUUUGAAUCAGAGAUGGAUACGGAAAGUACACGGGAAUUUUCGCUCAGUAGUACCAUAUCUUCAAUAGAUACCCUUGAAUCUACCGGAACAAAAUCUGAUGCACUGCCAUCUAAGACCGAUAUUGAGACAUCUACUAGUGAUAUAUUAAUAACCGAAAUCAUUCCAAAGGAAUCGAAAAUUCCUGACGACAGUUUACUUCAGUCAAACGAAGUAGAGACUACCACAGUCAAUAUUUUAAUUACUACUGAACUGAAAACACAUAUAAUAACAACUGAAAAUUCCAAUUUUUAUCAAACCACAACUCAAAUCCAAUCCGCAGAAACAAAUUCGAUUGAAAAUAAUGUUACACUAACUAGCAAAGACGGUGAAACGACAACAGAUGAAACUAAAACUAGUACAUCAGUUACAAAUAACCCACAAAAGUUAUCUAUGGAUGAGCUUUCUGGGCCAACUACUAGCGCCGAAGAAAUAACAACAAACGAACAGUACACAACAGUAUCAAAUGAAAUUGACACACGUUCUCCGCAAGACAGUAAUACUCUUCCCAGUAUUACUGAAGACGAUACUACCUCUACGUCUUUACCGGUCAUAAGUACAACAACUUCAAUUCCUAGAGACAGAGAGACAUUAUCGAUUGAUCUGCCAACAACACGUGUUUCACCGAAUGAGGUGUCUACGAACUCAAUUACUUCGUCAAUUCCCGAUUUAAUAGAAUCGACAACUUCAUCUAUCUCCACCACUGAAACUAGCCAACCAACUGUGACAAUAAUUGAAUCGGUUUCGGAAGAAACUACUGAAACUUCAGUUGAUCGUGUGACAAGCAUGGUUGAUAAUAAUCAAUCUUUCACUACGAGUGAACCCAAAACAACGAUUCCCACAAACUCUGUAACAACUUCCGUAGAUCAAGAAGUGACCGAAGUGCUCUCAAUGACAACGAUUCCUACCAGUACUCGGAAGUCACCUGAAGCACUGUCGAAACAAGACCGCAAAACUACAGAACUAGAAACCGCUAUACCACCUAUAAUUCAAACCCAGCCAACCACUCUUCCGGAUGUGCUGCUCAACCGCAGUACAACCGAAACGUAUAGUGAGUUUAUGUACGAUCGCGAGGGUACAGUGAAACCUAUCAAGAAUCCCAACCAAACUACUACAAUCAAACCGAUAAAAGAGCGUAAGGAAACCGAAACGGUGAUAUACUUUAUCGAUGAAACAACAACAUUCUCAUCCAGAACACUUGACGAGCAAACUGAACAUGAUAGAAGCAUUCCUCUGUCAACUAGUAAAUACGAGAAUGACGAUAAUGAGGUUGACGAUUACGAAGAUAGCAGCGGUAGUGGAGAAGCUUUGGAUAGCACCCAAAAAUCGAUAAGUACAACUCAGGAAACUACGGAGACAGCUAUAAAUCCUACAAAAAGCACAGAAACCACUGUAACAUUGGACCGGAACGAAGAUAGAAUAACUGAAGAGACAACGUCCGAUAGUUCAAUUUCGUCUACGAUUGUUGAACAAAAUAUUUCUUCAACCGAAAAGACUACAGCGACUGUCACUGAAAUGACUAUGAAAACCUAUCCCGACCUGUCUCAAGCUAGCGAUUCAUCAACCCACAUCUAUGAUCCAGUAACUACAAUGGAAGCUCUAGGGUUCGUUCCAAAAUGUUUACUCGACAGCCAGUGUCAGUACAACGAAUCCUGUGUCGACUACAAUUGCGUCGAUCCUUGCCAGUUGCGUAACCUUUGUCCCGAACACAUUCCCUGCCUUACCGUGAACCACGAGCCCAAGUGCUUUUGUAAUAAAGCUGAUCCGGUUGAUUCUGCAAAUUGUAUAAAAGAAUCAGAGGUUGGAUGUAAACAUAACGACGAGUGCUCUACCGAACGGUCGUGCAUCAACGGAGCGUGCAUCGAUCCUUGCCAUGCGGGUAAUCCAUGCGAGUCCGGCCAGGAAUGCGAAGUGCAAAAUCACGAACCGGUGUGCAUCAAACUAUGCCAAUGUCAGAAAACGAAUGAUUGCCACUCUGGCCUACAAUGCGAUGGCUGCAACUGCGUCGAUAUGACUAAUGUGGGUCGAGAUCCAGGAUGCGAACAUUGUCCGCCGGGCAUUCCGUGUAAUCCAAUUACCGGUGCCUGCAUCAACGAUUUAGAUUAUACUACCAAGUCAACGAUACCCGAUGUACAUAGCACACACACAGAUUUUAUACCACACACAAGCGAGCAAAUAACUACUAACUAUGUAACCAAACUGCCAAUAACAACAACUGGCCAGUACGAAAUGUCUUCGCCCCCGAGUAUUAGCGAGCUUUCCCAAACUUCGUUGCCCACCGUAGCAGAAAGCACCGAAAACAUGACGACCGUGCCGGCGAGUCCUGGUUCCACAGUACAAACCCCAACCCCACAAACUUUGUCCACCGAAAACCCUUCAACUGCUUUGACUGGAGACGAUUUUGACGAAAAUAAUGUCCAACGUAUAACAGAAUUUCACCGACCGAAUCAAAUGACUACUAAUGCGCAAACGACUCGACUACCGACUUCUAGUACUGACGAAUAUAUGAGUGAAAUGCUGACUACAACAUCUGACUUUAGACCGACCGAUGAAACAGUUACUAAAAGCCAAACAAUUCCAGAUUAUAUCGUUACAACAGUUAAGGGUAUGAUAUCAGCUUCAACACGAUCUAGUUUAUCUCUGAAAACAGAAACAACAAUGGAUUCAACAGAAAGUAUAGUUACCACAUCCGAAAAGGAUGUAUUUGACUCAAGUACAAGUUAUUCAACUGAUGAGAAAGGAUACAGCACUUCAAUCACAAUUAACGAAAAUAUCACCUUGAGCAGCGAUGAGCAGGUUUCAGAAACUUCUCAAAGCUCGACAACAUUAAAUGAACAUUAUAGUACUGUGCCAUCAACUGACAAAUCAUUUACUUCGAUUAAUAAAAGUGAUAUACCUUUCACAACCAUUGGUCAUGACACCAAACCAACUGUGUUCAAUGAAGAUGCUAUUCUAAAUCCGAUGCAGACAACUAAAAACAUUAUUGAAAAAAUCACCACAAUCAGUGAUGAUUUUGAGCCUAUAAAAGAAGUCUCGAAUAAUUUUGAAUCAACGAUAUCUGAGCUGAAGCUAACAACGAAACAACUUGAUUUGAGUACUGUUGACAAAAUGACCACUGUAUCAUCAUUCAAUAAUGAAUCGUACACCGAGCAGGUUAAUGAAAAUGAGAAAACUACCAGUCAGUCCGUUGCAUCCAAAUUUACUACUACCGAUAAGGUGCUCAAUCAGAUGCACGAACUAUCCUCCAUGACCUCGACAGAACCAACCACGACCAUGAAAACUACCGAAAACCAUGAAACCGAAUUAUUUACAACAGACGAACAAGAAAAAUUCACUGAAACGAGUGCAUCUUCUGUGACAGAAGAAGCGACAACGCGAACCGAUCAACCCGCUUUCUUGUCUACAUCGAUCAUCGACCAGAAAUUCACCACAAGGGAAUUCUUUGAAUCUUCAUCAACUCAAUCAAUAGAUGAGGAAACCGUUUCUUCAACGACAACAAUUCCUAGCUCACCACGAAAUAUCACUCAAGAGGUUGAUUUGAUUACUACUUCAUCUGUUCAAGAUAAUCCAGAGACGUCUUCAACGUCUGAAUAUACAGACAGUACGACUCAUAAAGAAUACCAUACUACUACAGCAAGUACAAAGGAUUCUUCUUUGACAGAUACUACACAAGAUCAUUUAAUGAAUACUAGUACUGUUAAGACUGAUACAGCUACUUUAUUAGAAAAAACUACGAGCACUCAAAGAAUCAGUACCGUUACAAACGAGUAUACACUUUCCCGUGAUACCGAAGAACAUUCAACUACACAAGGAGCCUCGAAUGUAACUGCUGAAAGUACAGUACCCACUGUAGACGAAAUAGCGACACGAGAAACAACCAGUGAAUCAAUCUACGAAAUCUAUUCACAUAUCGUAGAAUUAUCAACAACUGCAUCGAGUAUACCUCAAACGGGAAUUGAAACAACUUCGAGUGUUACAUUGAAGUAUGACUUCGAAGGAACUACUAAUAUUUAUUCAGACGGAAGUACUACUACUUAUGUCCCGUCAACUAACGAAAUACCAAGCGAUAUUGUUAAUCAAACAACGGCUGCCAUUUCUCAAAUGAACGAUACUUCCAUGACGACAGUGGUAUCUGAAGUAACAGAUUAUCCGAAACGUAGAACAACCAUAAGCACUAGUUAUCCGACCGACCAAGACAUGAUGAGUACGGACACUCAAAUGACGCAAGAAGAGUUAACAAUACACUCGAUUGUUGAGGCCACUACAGAACCAAGAAUGACUGUGGAAUACAGCUUUCAAAGCACUACUGGUAUUUAUUCUGAUACAAACACUACCACUUCCGAGUCUUCAACACAGCAGAAGACUACGGUUAGUGAUGAGAAAAGCGAUAGAAGGACUGACUCGUUAACCGAGGAAAAGCCUGUCGAACAAACUUCGACGAUAUCUUCUAUCACUUUACCAAUGAGCGAUACUUCCAUGUCUACGAUUAUAACCAAAUUAGAAGUAACUGAGCUUCCAAGCACUAGCUUUACGACCGACCAAGAAAUGGUAACCACGGAGUCUCAAGCCACGGAAGAAGAAUUGCCGACGCAUUCGGUUGUUAAAACUAGUACAGAACCAAGGACGACUAUGAAACACAGUUUUCAAAGUACUACUGGUGUUUAUGCAAAUAUCAGUACUAUUCAUUCAGAAACCUCAACACAGCAGGAAAUUACAGACAAAAUUGAGUAUAGCGAUGGAAUGACUGACUCGUCAACUACUAUUAUAACCGAAUCACAAGUAACUGAUCAUCCGACGCAAAGAACAACCAUAAGCGAUAAGUAUCCAAUCGACCAAGAAACGAUAACCACGGAAUCUCAAGUGAUGGAAGAAGGAUUACCAACGCAUUCGAUUGUUGACACUAGUACAGAACCAAGAACGACUAUAAAACACAGUUUUCAAAGUACUACUGGUGCAGAUAUAAGUACUAUUCGUUCAGAAACCUCAACACAGCAAGAAAGUACAAAUAAAAUUGAUGACAAUGAUGGAAGGACUGACUCAUCAACUACUUCAAUAUCUUCGGUUAUAACUAAAUCACAAGUAACUGACCAUCCAACGCAAAGAACAACCAUAAGCGAUGGGUAUCCAAUUGACCAAGAAACGAUAACCACGGAAUCUCAAGUGACAGAAGAUGGGUUAUCGACGCAUUCGAUUGUUGAAACUAACACAGAACCAAGAACGACAAUGGAACACAGUUUUCAAAGCACUUCUGAUAUGUAUGCAGGGAUUACUACUAUACGUUUAGAGUUCUCAACACAGCAGGAGAUUACGGAUAGAAUCGGAGAUAGCGAAGAAAGGACUGACUCGUCAACUACUGCAAUGUCUACGGCUAUAAAAGAAUCACAAGUAACUGAUCAUUCAAUGCAAAAAACAACAAUGAGCCCUGGGUAUCCGAUUGACCAAGAAACGAUAACCACGGAGUCUCAAGCCACGGAAGAAGAAUUGCCAACGCAUUCGAUUGUUGAAACUAAAACAGAACCAAGUACAACUGUGCAACACAGCUUUCAAAGUAUUACCGGUAUUAAUGCAGACAUAAGUACUAUUCGUUCAGAAACCUCAGCACAGCAAGAAAUUACAGAUAAAAUUGGGUAUAGCGAUGAAAGGACUGACUUGUCAACUACUUCAAUAUCUUCAGCUACAACCGAAUCACAAGUAACUGAUCAUCCAAUGCAAAGAACAACGAUAAGCCCUGGGUAUCCAAGCGACCAUGAAACGAUAACCACGGAAUCUCAAGUGACGCAAAAAGAAUUUACAACCCAUUCGAUUGUUGAAACUAGUGCAGAACCAAGAACUACUAUGAAACACAGCACUACUGAUAUUUAUGCAGACAUCAGUACUAUUCGUUCUGAAUCCUCAACACAACUGGAGAUUACGGAUAAAAUUGGAGAUAGCGAUAGAAGGACUGACUCGUCGACUGAGGAAAUGCCUGUCGAUCAAACUUCGACGAUAUCUUCUAUCAUUUUACCGGUGAACGAUACUUCCAUGUCUACGAUUAUAACCAAAUCAGAAGUAACUGAGCAUCCAAUGCAAAGAACAACCAUAAGCACUGGCUUUACGACUGACCAAGAAAUGAUAACCGCAGAGACUCUAAUGACAGAGGGCCGGUUACCGACGCAUUCGAUUUUUGAAACUAGAACAGAAUCAAGUACGACUAAGGAACAUAGUUUUCAAAGUACUACUGAUAUUUAUGCAGACAUACGUUCUACUCAGUCAGAGCCCUCAACAAAACAGCAGACUAUAGUUAGCAAUGAGGAUAGCGAUGGAAGGACUGACUCGUCGACUAAGGAAAUGCCUGGCGACACAGUCAAACAAACAUCGACGAUAUCUUCUAUCAUUUCACUAUCAACUGAGGAAAUUCCUGACGACAGUUUCAUGUCUUCGAUAAUAACACAACAUCCCAUGGAAAGGACAACAAUAAACACUGGUUAUCCGAUCGAUCAAGAAACGAUAACCACAGAAACUCAAGCAAGUACAGAACCAAGAUCAACUCCGGAGACAGAGAUAUCUGAUUUGACAAGUAAAUUUCCUAAUGAACAAAACAAUGACGAGCUGACAACUUCAACAGCUAUGGCUGCUUCGGACAGUGCAAUAACCUCUCUAAUGGAAUCCAAAACUGAUACAAUGAGCAAUACAACAGAAUCUACUGAAACUGCCGUAAGGCAACAGGAUGUGACAACCGAAUUAAACACCCACUCUACUACUGCAUCGAGUAUAGAAAUGUAUUCUUCAGAAACUACUUCUGAAGUUGGGACUAGAUUGCCGUCAAGAAAUGCGACUGGCAUUACUGAAGCAAAUCAAAGUUUGUUUCCCGAGGAUGAAAGAAGUUCGACUCCGCUAGUAACUAUUGAACCUUACAGCGACAGUAUUUCAACUGAAUCCCUUGAAACUACCACGACCAUAAAAUCCGAAUCAUUAGACAUCAAUAAAACCACUGAACAUAUUUCUUCUGUAGUUACAACUACAUCUUUAACAAGUGAGAAAGUUCCUGAGGCUACUUCUCCUGACGAAGCUGUCAGUACUACCGAUUAUACCGAACUGCAAUUUACUACUCAUACCACUCAUAAACAUACCAUGACGUUUAACGAUAUGACUACUGCUCCCAAUGAUGUUGUAACUACUAUACCUAGAGGAGGACAUACAUCUACGGAAUCGGCUUCGGUUGACAUUACGACUGUAGAAGACACUAUGAUUUCAGUGGGAUCUACUGAAAAUUAUUCAUCUGAAAACCCCGAAUUGGCAAGCUCUACACCAAAGGAAACAGAUAACACUUCCAAAUAUCCGGACACUACUGCAUAUAAUGCUUCUGAUAAAAAUAACAUACCCGAAACAACACUACCAAUAACGAGUAGUAACUCUCAAACAGAAACUGAACAUGAUAUUGAAGAGAACACAUCAUAUGAACCUACCACGUAUACCCAGUCGGUGCAAACUACCGUUCUACCGAGAACUACUCAGAGCACUAUUACUCAAGCAAUCAACGACGAUUUUACAACACGUUUAUCAGAACAGUCUACUAUAGCUACUACUACUCCCUAUUUUGCAAUCGCAAUAUCAAAUGAACAGAUUACAACUGCUGCUACGGACAUAGGAUCGAAAACGAAUACCCCGCUAUCAGAUACAACAGAAGAAAAAUUAACAAAUACUACAGUGUCCAAAGAUUCCACCACAGCUGCAGCAACAACUACAAUCAUUUCUGAGCAUACCGAAGAAGUUUGGAAGGAACAAACAGUAGCUGGAACAUCAUUCGAGCAAACAAAACCUACUACACAGACUAGCUUUGGACCACGAACUACACCAUUCACAGAAAAUAUGAACGAAAAAACUACGGAUUCUUUAUUUACUGAAGAUCAAACCAAAACUACUUCGGGAAUAGGUUACCCAACUAAUUAUGAUGAAACAACAUCGACCAGUACUGAAAUUCCUGUCAUAGAUGAAAUUACUAAGAAAACGUUUGGCAAAAUUUCAACAGAAAGUGAGCACGCCCAAACUACCACAUCACUUGAAGAACGUGCAAAAUCAGAAACAUCAACUAAAAGCAAUGGUAUGUAUAAAACUACAGUACUAGAUGAACCGGCUGUCACAACGCAAAGCACAACUGUUACAACAACAAAGCAAUAUGCAACAGAAACAACUUAUCCGCAACAUGGCUCAGCAACAGUUGACGCGAUACCGAAAACCUCAACUAUGACGAUUUUAGAGGAUACUUCAUUGACUAGCCAGUCCUUAAGUGUAAUUGAUUCGUCAACUGCUUCAGUUACGUCCACCAUGGAAUCCGACACAGAUGAAACUACGCUAUCAAUUGAAGAAUCUACUACACAGGAAACGUCGAGCAUAACUUCCGAAUCUUCUGAAGACCAUCAAACUAGUACUAACAAAUACAAAGUCACGACGGAACACACGACAACAUCAUCGACUGAAUUCGAUGACCUCAGACCAAGCAAUAGAGAAAACCCUGUAAACGUUUCUGAAACCACCGAUAGAUCAGAAAUGUUGUCCACCCAAUACACCAGCAACGAAGAUGCAACAACUUUCAAAUCGUUUCAUACUACCUCCAGUAACGGUUCCUUCAUGGACAGUGAGAAUCUUCUGACGAAUACGCAUAAAAUAACACCAGACGUCACUAAAACAACUGAGUCAAUGGAAACGACGACAAGGGGUACAACGGAAAGCACUGCAUUCACUAUAUCGAAAACGAAGACUACAGUGAAAGAACGAGAGUCGAAGAUACCGAAAACCAUUGACGAUACAUCAACAACAGAACCUAGAACGGAAAUUAUUACGGAGAAAGGAAUCGGACUUAUUUCCCCAACAGUGGAAGUUCAAAUCUAUUCCACUACUAGCAGAGGCGAACAGACAAUUACCACUGAACAUGAAAACCGUAGUGUUACAGAUACUCCUGAAUUCAUCACCACAACUACAACGUAUGAUCAUACGAAAGACCGACCAACGACAACAACUGAACAAACGACUGAAAACUUGGCAACCCAAGAAACAGAUAGUGCUCAAGUUAUUACGGAGAAAGGAACAGAAUCCAUUUCCACAUUCAACCCCAAAAUAACUUUCACAACUGGCAGCGACGAGCUUACAAUUCCCGUAGAACAUGAUAGUCAAAAUGGGGUAGAUACUUCCCAAUACUCCACAACAACACUAACGUAUGACAGUUCAUAUGAACGAUCAACGACAAUGAUUGACCAUACGCUGACAACCCUAGAAUCGAAAAGUGCUCAAGAUUUUAGUACUUUAGCCAUAUCAUUAGACUACGAUAACUUAAAUUACACUACCGGUAAAACGACAAUUCAAACAGUUGAAGAUAUUUCUACCAGUUCGAGUACUGUAGUCAUCGAUUUAGAUGGAUUGUCUACUGUACCGUAUAUGGAAGGCGAUACGACGACUUCCCCUGUACCAACUAAAAUGUGCCGAACCUCUUCCGACUGUGAAAUAUCCGAAAUAUGCAAACAGUCACAGUGUAUGCAAAUCUGUACAGAAAACCUAUCUCCUAAUACACUCUGCGCAAAAGAACCACCCGGUACACCUAAAAAACCAGAACCAUGCCAAUCUAAUGAGGACUGUAUCGAAACGGAAGUUUGCUAUAGAGAGAUGUGCGAGGAUCCUUGUCUUUUUGACGGGGUUUGUGCACCAACGGCAACGUGCCACGCUAAAAUGCAUCGUCCAAUCUGCGCUUGUCCGGCAGGGCACGAGGGCAAUCCGAUGAUCAAGUGUACCCCGGUGAAAUCAAUUCAAUGCACCUCAAACGACGAAUGUCCUUUACUGGACGCCUGUGUUGGCAACGUGUGCCAGCGUCCCUGUGAUGUGAAAAAUCCGUGUGCACCAAAUGCCGUAUGCAUUAACCGGAACCACGGUUCCGAAUGUAGCUGCAUCGAAGGUUUUCAUGGAAACGGUUUUGUUUCUUGUCAUCUAGUAAAUACGCCCGGUUCCGUGUGUCAGUACAACGAGGAUUGUCCUCCUGAUAAGUUGUGUGACCGGUUAAAUCGAAUAUGUAUCAAUCCUUGUCAGGAUGACUCCUGUGGAGAUAAUGCCGAAUGUUUUCCACAGAACCACGGAAUCGAAUGUCGUUGCAGGAAUGGAUUUUCUGGAAAUGCAUAUAUCGAAUGCGUUCAAUUGCACGGAUGUCGUUCGGAUAGUGAAUGUAGUACUUCGGAAGCAUGUAUAAAUGGUCAAUGUGCAUCUCCUUGUCAGUGUGGGCCUUAUGCAUUGUGUGACGUGCGCAACCAUAUCCCACAAUGCCGUUGCCCUCCAGGUUACAAAGGUGAUGGACGCUUAGGAUGUAGUCCACCAAGCAAUCCUUGCAAUCCGAAUCCUUGUGGUUUAAAUGCUAUGUGUGAAAUCGACGCUGGUAGUCCGAUUUGUUUCUGUCCAAAGGGUUUAACUGGCAAUCCAUUUAAGAAUUGCAUUCCCGAAGGAGAUGAUUGCACACCGAAUCCCUGUGGACCCAAUAGUGGCUGUCGAAAAAUAAACAAUCAAGCUGCCUGCUUUUGUUUGCCUGAAUUCGAAGGAAGCCCACCCGAAGUGCCAUGUAAAUUGCCGCAAAACCCAUGCGAUCCAUCACCCUGUGGACCGAACACUCAGUGCUCUAUUCUUAGUAAUGGAUAUGCCAAAUGCACCUGUCUUAGCGGAUACAUCGAAAGUCCAAACACAAUUCGCGGUUGCAUUGAACCGAAAAAUCCAUGCGACCCGAAUCCUUGCGGUUUCGGAGCAAUAUGUGACUCGUCGCGUAAUCCAGUUUGCUACUGUUCUGAAGGAAUGGUCGGAAAUCCAUUCCGUAGCUGCGUCGAACCUGUGGUUACCCCAGAACUAUGUAAGCCAGGUCCAUGCGGUAGGAAUGCCGAUUGUUAUAUUGCUGAAGGUAGAGAGCAAUGUUACUGUCGUUCAGGUUUCGUUGGUGAUGCCUAUGUUGAAUGUAUUGAACAGCCUCGCUCUGUUUGCGAACCAAACCCAUGUGGACCAGGGGCAGAGUGUCUAGUGUUACCCGAUGGAACACCGGCGUGUAGAUGUCCACCAGGACUUAGCGGAGAUCCUACUACCGCUGAAGGAUGUCAUGGCUUCGAGUGUCGUGUGGACGACGAAUGUGCUAUCGACAAAGCUUGCAUUGGUUUUCAGUGCGUUGAUCCUUGCCCGGGGGCUUGUGGAAGUGGGGCGUACUGUAAAGUAGAAAAACAUCAUCCCGUAUGUUUCUGUAACGCCGGACUUACAGGAAAUCCUGCAAUUCGAUGUUACUCGAUGGAUGAAAGAGUACCGGAUAGUCCCUGCAAAAGUAAUCCUUGUGGUAUCAAUACUCAAUGUACGGUACGAAACAGAAGACCUGUGUGCAAAUGCUUGCCCAACUAUAGAGGAGAUCCGAAGAAAGGUUGUAGGGCAGAAUGUGAAUUGAAUUCCGAUUGUCCGUCGGAUAGAGCUUGUGUAAACCGUCGUUGCACUCCACCUUGCAACGGUGCCGUAUGUGGCGUAAACGCGGAAUGUUACGUUGAGUACCACACGCCAAUGUGUAAAUGUCCUCAAGGUUUUACCGGAGAUUCUUUUGUACACUGUGUGCCAAUUCCCGAAGACAGAAACAUGACACGACAACCUUGCGAGUCUUCACCCUGUGGUCCUCAAGGAGUUUGUUCUGUUUAUGGUGAUGAUGUAGCUCUCUGUGAUCCUUGUUCAGCACCUGAUGCAAUACAUAAUCCACGUUGUAGACCGCAAUGCGUGUUAAACACCGACUGCCCUUUCAAUCUUGCUUGCCUACAAGGCAAGUGCCAAGAUCCCUGCCCUGGAUCUUGUGGAUAUAACGCACAGUGUACAGUAGAACAACAUCGUCCGGUGUGUUCUUGCUCUCCCGGUUUGUAUGGAAACCCAUACGAACGCUGCAUUCAACAAGAUACACCUCUGGAAACAUGUGAUACAAUUCGAUGCGGUGCCAACACCGAAUGUAAGAGAAUGGGUGGUGUGUUAGCAUGCGUAUGUAGAAAGAACUACUACGGAGAUCCACUGCUCGGUUGUAGACCAGAAUGUGUAAUAAAUACAGAUUGUCCCGUGAACAAAGCUUGCCUGAAUAGCCGAUGUCAGGAUCCUUGCGUUGGAGUAUGUGGCGUACGCGCUCUUUGCAAAGUUGUAAAUCAUCUUCCCGUGUGCCAUUGCCCACCAACACACACAGGAGAUGCAUUAAUAGCGUGCACAGAAAAAACCUAUCUACCUCCAGAUACAACGCCAUGUGAUCCGAAUCCUUGUGGUCCUAAUAGUAAAUGCCUAUCAACUCCUAAUAACUAUGCCGUCUGUUCAUGUUUGCCAGGAUUCCGAGGAAUGCCACCUGCUUGUCAAGCCGAAUGUAUGAUCAACGCAGAAUGCCCUCAAAACAAAGCUUGCAUCAAUCUGAAGUGCAUUGAUCCAUGUCCAGGAACAUGCGGAGUCGGUGCCAGAUGUGAAGUAUUGAACCAUAACCCCAUUUGCAGCUGUGGACCAAACCAGCAAGGAGAUCCAUUUGUGAUCUGUGAGUCUAGACAGAACGAGCCAGAGCCGGAACCAAAGAACCCUUGUGAACCUUCGCCAUGUGGUCAGAACUCCAUUUGUCAGGUUAAACGGAAUCGCCCGGUGUGUUCAUGUCAGCCUAAUUUUAUAGGUAGUCCACCCUAUUGCCGCCCCGAGUGUGUACUGAGUACUGAGUGUCCUCAGGAUAAAGCUUGUAUUAAUGAAAAAUGUCAAAAUCCAUGCGCGAAUGCUUGCGGUGCAAAUGCAGAAUGUCAUGUGGUUUCUCACUCGGCAUUUUGUAAUUGUCGCCCAGGAUAUGAAGGAGAUGCGUUCAUCGGUUGUUCUGAAGUUCCGAAAAUGACACCUCAGAAAGAUGUUUGCUAUCCAAGUCCGUGUGCUGAUAAUGCGGUAUGUACUGACGUUAAUGGAGCAGCAAAGUGUACCUGUAUUGCACCAUAUCUUGGCGAUCCCUAUAACACGGGAUGUAGACCAGAGUGUGUGCUUCAUUCUGAUUGCCCAAGUCAUCUUGCAUGUGUUAAUCAACACUGUCGCGAUCCUUGCCCAGGAAAAUGUGGAUCGAAUGCGGAGUGUACAGUUGCUAAUCAUAUUCCAGUCUGUGAAUGUCUAAGAGGAUAUAUCGGAGACGCCUUCCGUGGAUGUCGUAAGGAUGUACCGCAGCCCAUAACUCCCAAAGAUCCGUGUGCCCAGUGCCCGUCAAAUAGUAUAUGCCGAAUCGUGCAAGGACGGCCCACUUGCUCGUGUCCGGAAGGUUACCGUGGAGCACCUCCAGCAUGCCGACCCGAAUGCUCAAGCAAUGAAGAGUGUCGCCAUGAUCAGAGUUGUAUCAAUCUUAAAUGUAAAGAUCCAUGUCCUGGAUUAUGUGGAAUUAACGCGCAAUGUCAGGUCAUCAACCAUAAACCUUUCUGUAGUUGUUUGCGUGAUUACUAUGGUAACCCCUUCGAGCAAUGUAUGCCGAAACCGAAAGAGCCCGAAGAUCCAUGUCGACCAAGUCCGUGUGGACCGAAUUCUGAAUGCCGUGAAUUGAACGAACGUGCUGUUUGUUCCUGCGUUCCAGGUAUGCUAGGAACUCCUCCAAACUGUCGACCGGAGUGUGAAACUCAUCAAGACUGUCCAUCAAAUCGUGCAUGUUUUGGACAGAAGUGUAAAGACCCUUGUGUAGGAUCUUGUGGUUUCAAUGCGCAGUGUAUUGCUCGCGAUCAUCGCCCAGAGUGUUAUUGUAUGGAAGGAUUCGAAGGUGAUCCAUAUAAUGGUUGCAAUCCCAUCGUCCGAGAUGAGAUUAUAAAUCCCUGCAACCCGUCGCCAUGUGGAUCAAACGCUAUUUGUAGAGAACGUAAUGGUGCUGGUUCAUGUAGUUGCAUGCAAAACUAUUUCGGAGAUCCCUAUGUCAGCUGUAGACCAGAAUGCAUUCAAAAUUCCGACUGUCCGUACGAUAAAUCAUGCGUUAACACAAAAUGUGUCAACCCGUGUGUUGGUACUUGCGGUCUGAAUGCUGAGUGUCGUGUACAUAAUCACUCUCCCUUAUGCACUUGUGUGUCUGGAUUUGUGGGGAAUCCUUCACUGGCUUGUCAGCCUGUGGUCUUAGAAAAACCUAAGGAUGAACCUAUCAAUCCUUGUGUGCCAUCACCUUGCGGUCCAUAUAGCAUUUGUAGAACGGUAAAUAACCACGCUGUGUGCUCAUGUCAGAGCAACUACAUUGGAGCCCCACCGAACUGUAGACCGGAAUGCAUGCUCAAUUCCGAAUGCUCCAGAGAAAAGUCAUGUGUUAACCAACGAUGUGUCGACCCAUGUCCAGGAACGUGUGGUAUCAACGCACGGUGCCGUACCGUAAAUCACAAUCCAAUAUGUAGCUGUAAUUCCGGAUUCAUUGGUGAUCCAUUUGUUAGAUGUACUCCCGAGCCGAAACAACCUAUCCUGCAAGAGGAGCCAAGAAAUCCUUGUCAACCAUCCCCAUGCGGUUCAAAUGCAAUCUGCCGGGUUCAGGCCAAUCGCGCUGUCUGCUCGUGUGUGUCCAAUUAUAUUGGAAGACCACCUAACUGUCGACCGGAGUGUGUAGUCAACUCUGAGUGUACAAUGAACUUAGCUUGUAUUAAUGAAAAAUGUUCCGAUCCUUGUCGUGGAUCGUGUGGUCCCAAUGCUCAGUGUACAGUUGUGUCACACAAACCCAUGUGCACUUGUCAUACCGAUUACACUGGUGAUCCCUUCUCGGGUUGCAAUAGAAUUCAAAUUUAUCACGAACAACCCAUGCCUUGCACGCCUAGUCCAUGUGGUGUAAAUGCAAUCUGUAGAGAGCAAAACGGUGCCGGAUCAUGUUCCUGUCUCCCGGAAUAUUUCGGUGAUCCAUAUGUGGGAUGUCGCCCAGAAUGUGUUAUGAAUAGUGAUUGUCAGAGGACACGUGCUUGUAUCAAUAGUAAAUGUGUAGAUCCUUGCCCUGGCACUUGCGGUUUCAAUGCAGAGUGUCAUGUAGUUAAUCAUUCGCCCACAUGCACUUGUAUUGCUGGUUUCAUUGGUAAUCCGUUCACUUCAUGUACACCAAAACCCGAAAUUCAAGAGGAACCUAUCAACCCAUGUCAACCAUCACCAUGCGGACCGAACAGCAUCUGUCGAGUAGUCAACAAUCAUGCCGUUUGCUCUUGCAGUCCAAAUUUCAUUGGAACUCCGCCCAGCUGUCGACCGGAAUGUGUCGUUAGUUCCGAAUGUCCAUUAGAUAAGGCUUGCUUAGGACAGAAAUGUAAAGAUCCUUGUCCAGGAACAUGCGGAAUAAAUGCGCGGUGCCAAGUAGUUAACCACAAUCCAAUUUGUAGUUGCAAGAACGGAUUCACAGGUGAUCCAUUCGUGCGAUGUGUCCCGGAAGAACGAACACCCAUUGUUAGUGAUGUUCCCCGAAAUCCCUGCCAACCAUCGCCUUGUGGACCAAAUUCUCUUUGCAGAGAAAUUGGCAACACUGCUGUUUGCUCAUGCCUUCCAAACUAUGUUGGCCGAGCACCCAAUUGCCGUCCAGAAUGUACAUCGAACUCUGAAUGCUCUACAUUGCUAGCCUGCAUCAAUGAGAAAUGUAAAGAUCCAUGUCCAGGAUCAUGUGGCUCAUAUUCUACUUGCGUCGUUCAAAAUCAUCAACCCAAUUGCAAAUGUUACGAUGGUUACAACGGAGACCCUUAUUCAGCUUGCACGCCAAUACCAAUUUAUCGAGAACCCGAAAACAUUGACCCAUGCAACCCUUCGCCGUGCGGGGUUAAUGCGGAAUGCCACAUGCGCAACAAUGCAGGUUCUUGCACUUGUUUGCCAGACUAUUUCGGUGAUCCUUACCAUGAAUGUAGACCAGAAUGUGUUCUAAACACUGACUGUCCAAAAACUCGCUCUUGUCUGAAUAACAAGUGCAAAGAUCCAUGUCCAGGCAUGUGUGGAUUAAAUGCUGAGUGUUUCGUAUCCAACCAUGCACCGACAUGUUCAUGUCUUGUAGGAUUCACUGGCAAUCCAUCGAUCGUUUGCCAUGAAAUUCCCAAACUAGCCGAGCCGAUACCAGUAGAUCCAUGCAGGCCUUCACCCUGUGGUCCGUAUAGCGAAUGUCGUGAAGUAAACCAACAUGCGGUAUGCUCGUGUCAGCAAAACUACAUUGGGACCCCUCCAGCUUGUCGUCCCGAGUGUACCGUGAGCUCCGAAUGUCCUCAAGAUAAGGCCUGCUUGAAUCAAAAAUGCGUCGAUCCAUGUCCUGGAACAUGUGGACUGAAUGCAAGAUGUAAUGUGAUUAAUCAUAAUCCAAUCUGUAGUUGCUCCGUUGGCUAUACCGGUGAUCCUUUUGUACGGUGUCUACCGGAAGAAAAACGCCCGGAACCUAAAGAACCAGAAAAUCCUUGCCUGAACAAUCCAUGUGGCCCCAACUCGCAGUGUCGCGCAGUUGGGUUCGUACCCGCUUGUUCUUGUUUACCAAACUACGUCGGGCGGGCACCAAACUGUCGUCCGGAAUGUACAAUCAAUUCAGAAUGUGCAGGAGAUCUUGCAUGUAUCAACGAGAAAUGUCGCGAUCCCUGUCCGGGAUCUUGCGGCCCUAAUGCCAUCUGCAACGUGAUAAAACACUCCCCCGUAUGCUCCUGUUCAUCUGGUUAUACUGGUGAUCCCUUCUCUGGGUGUAUGGAUAUUCCUACUCCACCGAUACGAGACGAAACGAGGGAUCCUUGCAAUCCUUCGCCAUGUGGAUCGAACGCAGUGUGUAAGGAACGUAAUGGUGCUGGUUCUUGUACAUGUUUACCAGAAUACUUUGGCGAUCCGUACAGUGGAUGCCGUCCGGAAUGUGUGACCAACAGUGAUUGUCCUCGUAACAAAGCAUGUAUUAAUAAUAAAUGUACUGAUCCCUGCCCUGGGGUUUGCGGGCGAAAUGCUGAAUGUUACGUGGUCAAUCAUUCACCUAGUUGUUCAUGUAUUUCUGGAUUUACUGGGGAUCCACUGUCUGCUUGCCACGAACCAAUCCCUCCGAAGCAAAACGAAUCAAUCAAUCCGUGUUCGCCAACCCCUUGUGGGCCUAAUAGCUUGUGUCGUGAAAUCAACGGGCAUGCCGUUUGUUCUUGUCAAACCGGCUUUAUUGGAACGCCGCCGAGUUGUCGACCGGAGUGUGUCGUUAGCUCUGAAUGUGCCAUGGACAAGGCUUGCAUGAAUCAAAAGUGUCAAGAUCCCUGUCCUGGUACGUGUGGACAAAAUGCACGCUGCCAGAUCGUCAACCACAGCCCUAUAUGUAGCUGCUCUCCCGGCUUUACUGGUGAUCCUUUCGUUCGGUGUCUUCCAGAAGAGAAACGCCCUGUGGUAUCUGAACCUAUUGAUCCAUGUGUGCCAUCUCCCUGCGGACCCAACUCACAGUGUCGAGCAGUUGGCAACACUCCCGCCUGUUCUUGUCUACCAAAUUACAUUGGCCGAGCGCCCAACUGCCGACCGGAGUGUAUGAUCAAUGCCGAAUGCCCGGCAAAUCUGGCUUGUGUAAAUGAAAAGUGUAAAGACCCUUGUGUUGGCUCGUGCGGUAUAAACGCAUUCUGCACUGUAAUUAAGCACAAUCCAGUUUGUGAAUGCCAUGCUGGGUUUACAGGUGAUCCGUUUUCAGUUUGUACAGAGUUUACACCCUCUCGCGAGCCGGAACAGGUCAAUCCUUGUAAUCCAUCACCAUGUGGAGCCAAUGCAGUCUGCAAAGAACGCAACGGUGCUGGAUCGUGUACCUGUCUUUCGGAUUAUUUCGGUGAUCCUUACACUGGCUGUCGACCAGAGUGCGUUCAAAAUUCAGAUUGCGAUAAAUUCCGUGCAUGUGUAAACAACAAGUGCAAGGAUCCCUGCCCAGGAGUGUGCGGUCUUAAUGCGGAAUGCCGAAUUCAAAACCACAGCCCAAUAUGCUUAUGUCUUGAGGGUUACACCGGCGAUCCUUCCAGAGAGUGCAGGGUUGUAGAAAUAAUAACUGAAAGACCUAAAUCAGAAGGAUGUUACCCAUCUCCGUGCGGUCCAAAUAGCCACUGUCGAGAAGUGAACGGACAUCCAGUAUGUUCGUGUCAGUCUGGAUACAUCGGAACACCUCCGGCUUGCAGGCCGGAGUGCGUUGUCAGUUCAGAGUGCAGCCAAGAUCGUGCGUGCGUAAACCAAAAAUGUACUGAUCCUUGCCCGGGUACAUGUGGAACGGAAGCUCGAUGUCAAGUGGUUAAUCAUAAUCCCAUAUGCAGCUGUCCAGCAGGUUUCACUGGGGAUCCGUUUGUGCGCUGUGAUAAAAAAGAAGUUGUGAAAGAUACACCUCAACCACUCAAUCCAUGCUUACCUUCGCCUUGUGGUCCAAAUUCUCAAUGCAGAGUUGUAGGAACACAAGCUGCCUGCACCUGCCAGACGAACUAUAUCGGUCGACCACCAAACUGUCGUCCAGAAUGUACAAUCGAUGCCGAAUGUGCCAGCAACUUAGUUUGCCAAAAUGAACAGUGUGUUGAUCCAUGUCCUGGAGCUUGUGGACACAACGCCGUUUGUCAAGCAAUCAACCAUCGCGCUGUCUGCAUUUGCAACGAUGGAUACGAGGGUAAUCCUUUAGUGCAGUGUGACAGAACUCUACCACCGGUAACCGAAAGACUGACUCCAUGCACACCGUCGCCAUGCGGUCCUAAUGCCGAAUGCAGAGAGCGAAACAAAGCCGGAGCAUGUUACUGCUUACAAGGAUAUGAAGGAAACCCGUACGAUGUGUUCUCCGGAUGUCGACGAGAAUGUGACGUAAACAGUGAUUGUACAGAGAAGCUUGCUUGCGUGAAUUAUAAGUGUAUUGACCCGUGCCCCGGACUAUGCGGAAAUCAAGCUCUAUGCGAGAUCGUCAACCAUGUUCCAACGUGUGUCUGUCCGGAAGGAAUGAUUGGUGAUCCAUUCACGCGCUGUGAGUUGCGACUGGAAGAACCUAUUACGAAAGCACCACCAAUUUGCGACCAUAGUACUUGCGGACCAAAUAGUAUUUGUCGUAUCCAAAAUGGCGUCGCAAUUUGCAAAUGUCAACCAGAGAUGAUUGGAAGCCCACCAAAUUGCAAGCCAGAAUGUUUACGAAGUGUUGAUUGCGAUGCUCAGAAGGCAUGUGUUAAUUCGAGGUGUAUCGAUCCAUGUCCAGGAUCGUGUGGCAUAAAUGCUAAAUGUCAAGUUAUCAAUCACAACCCUAUAUGUAGCUGCAAUCCCGGGUUCACUGGUGAUCCAUUCUCACAAUGUGACAAGGCAAUUGUCACUGUUACAAAUGCACCUCCGACACCCUGUAUGCCAUCGCCUUGUGGACCGAAUGCUGAGUGCAAAGUCGUCGGCAGCAAAGAAGCGUGUUCAUGUCUUCCAAACUAUAUCGGAUCGCCACCGAACUGCCGCCCCGAGUGUGUUCUGAGUACCGAGUGCAGCCAAAACCAAGCCUGUAUUCGCCAAAAGUGUACUGACCCGUGCCCGGGCUCGUGUGGUCUAAAUGCCAAAUGUUCAGUAGUGAAUCAUACGCCUAGUUGUUCCUGUGAGCAAGGAUACACCGGUGAUCCAUUCACUGGGUGCCAGCCGAUUGAAGCUGACUACCCAGUGCUGGUUUCAUCUCCAUGCGUUCCCAGUCCUUGUGGCGCUAAUGCCAUCUGUCGCGAGCAGAACGGCGCUGGUUCGUGUACCUGUAUUGAGGAUCAUUUUGGUAACCCGUACGAAGGUUGCCGCCCCGAAUGUGUCUUGAACUCCGACUGUCCCUCCAACCGUGCCUGUGUUCGUAACAAAUGCCAGGAUCCAUGCCCUGGAACCUGCGGUCAAAACGCUGAAUGUCAGGUGGUCAACCAUCUGUCCUCGUGCACCUGUAUUGAUGGAUACGAAGGCGAUCCAUUCCGAUUCUGUGCCGCUAGGCAGAGAGAACCAAUUCAACAAUAUGUCAACCCCUGUAACCCAAGUCCAUGUGGUUCUAAUAGCCAGUGCCGUGAAAUUAAUCAACAAGCUGUUUGCUCGUGCUUACCAACAUACAUUGGAACACCGCCAGGGUGUCGCCCGGAGUGUGUUAGCAGUUCCGAGUGCUCACUGGACCGAGCAUGUAUCAACCAGAAAUGUGUUGAUCCAUGCCCUGGAACCUGUGGUACAAAUGCUCGAUGCAAUGUUAACAAUCACAGCCCAAUAUGCUCUUGUCAAUCUGGAUUUACUGGGGAUCCCUUUACGCGAUGCUAUCCUAACCCACCACCCCCUCAAGAUACCGAAAUUGUAGCUCGAGACCCAUGUGCCCCUUCGCCAUGUGGUCCAAAUUCUCAGUGUAGAAACAUAAAUGGAGUUCCGUCUUGCUCCUGCUUAGUCAACUAUCUCGGAUCUCCACCCAAUUGCAGACCCGAAUGUACGAUCAGUGCUGAAUGUCCAAGUAAUCAAGCGUGUAUGAAUGAAAAAUGCCGAGAUCCUUGCCCAGGAUCAUGCGGUAUUGGGGCAAGAUGUAAUGUCAUAAAUCACACACCUAUUUGUACCUGUGAAUCCGGUUAUACUGGAGAUCCAUUCACAAAUUGUUACCCCGAACCACCUCCACCCAGAGAACCGGUUAACGACGAUCCAUGUAAUCCGUCACCUUGCGGUCCAAAUGCACAGUGCAACAAUGGAAUAUGCUCAUGUCUUCCGGAAUACCAAGGAGAUCCAUAUCAAGGCUGUAGACCAGAAUGCGUACUUAAUUCUGAUUGUCCUCGCGACAAGGCCUGCAUUCGUAACAAAUGCGUUGAUCCUUGUCCAGGAACAUGUGGACAAGAUGCAAUUUGUGAAGUCAUUAACCAUAUCCCAAUGUGCAGUUGUCCUGCCGGUAGACAAGGAAAUGCCUUUGUGCAGUGUAGACCCCAACAAACACCAACGGUGACAAAUCCAUGUAGUCCAACGCCUUGUGGACCCAACAGUCAGUGCCGCGAAAUAAAUGGUCAAGCGGUUUGUUCGUGUGUGCCAGGUUUCAUUGGUAGUCCUCCUAUAUGUAGACCGGAGUGCGUUGUCAGCUCCGAAUGCCCACCGAAUCAAGCAUGCAACAACCAGAAAUGUCAGGAUCCAUGUCCGGGAACGUGCGGCGUCAGAGCUCGUUGCACAGUCGUCAACCACAAUCCGAUAUGUAGUUGUCCUGAUCGAUUUACUGGCGAUCCGUUCAUCCGAUGUCAACAAAUAAUUGAACCUCCAAUUCAAAUGACUCCAGUCAAUCCAUGUCAUCCAUCUCCUUGCGGUCCAAACGCCCAAUGUAGACCCAUUGGUGACACUCCGUCAUGUACUUGCUUAGAGAAUAUGAUAGGCGCCCCUCCAAAUUGUCGACCCGAGUGUAUAAGCAACAGUGAAUGUCCUAGCAACCAAGCUUGCAUUCACCAAAAGUGCCAAGAUCCUUGUACAGGAGCAUGUGGUGCCAACGCGGAAUGCAGAGUGGUCAGUCAUACACCUAUGUGCAUCUGUUCAGUAGGUUUCACUGGAGAUCCCUUCAGCCAAUGUGUACAAGUUUCACAAGACAUUUCAAGAGAACCAACAUCUCCUUGCACACCCAGUCCCUGUGGAGCGAAUGCAAUUUGUCGAGAGAAAAAUGGUGCCGGUGCGUGCACAUGCAUUGACGAUCAUUUUGGUAAUCCAUAUGAAGGAUGCCGACCCGAAUGUGUGCUCAAUUCAGAUUGCGCAUCGAACCGAGCAUGUGUCAGGAAUAAGUGUCAAGAUCCAUGUCCUGGCACUUGUGGUCAAAACGCAGAAUGCCAGGUCGUCAACCAUCUUCCCUCGUGUACCUGUUUCACAGGCUAUGAAGGGGAUCCGUUUAGAUUCUGCAGCAUUCAACAACGUGAACCUGUACAAGAGUACGUAAACCCAUGUCAGCCCAGUCCUUGUGGUCCCAACAGUCAAUGUCGAGAAAUCAACAGCCAAGCUGUUUGUUCAUGUCUUCCAACAUACAUUGGGUCUCCCCCAGGAUGUCGUCCUGAGUGCCUAACAAGCUCUGAAUGUUCCCUAGACAAAGCAUGCGUCAAUCAAAAGUGUGUUGAUCCGUGUCCGGGAACAUGUGGAACAAAUGCUCGAUGCAAUGUUAAAAAUCACAGUCCCAUUUGUUCUUGCCAGUCUGGUUAUACUGGAGAUCCAUUCACGCGAUGCUAUUCCAAUCCACCACCCCCACAAGAUACUCAAAUCAUUACCCGCGAUCCAUGCGUUCCUUCGCCAUGUGGUCCAAACUCUCAGUGUAGAAACAUAAACGGAGUUCCAUCAUGCUCGUGUCUAGUCAACUAUCUCGGAUCUCCGCCCAAUUGCAGACCUGAAUGUUCAAUUAACGCCGAAUGUCCCAGUAAUCAAGCUUGUAUGAAUGAGAAGUGUCGCGAUCCUUGCCCUGGAUCAUGUGGUAUUGGAGCAAGAUGCAAUGUAAUCAAUCAUACACCUAUUUGUACCUGUGAAUCCGGUUAUACUGGAGAUCCAUUUACAAAUUGUUACCCCGAACCACCUCCACCCAGAGAACCGGUGAACGACGAUCCAUGUAAUCCGUCACCUUGCGGUCCAAAUGCACAGUGCAACAAUGGAGUCUGCUCAUGCCUUCCGGAAUACCAAGGAGAUCCAUAUCAAGGCUGUAGACCAGAAUGCGUACUUAAUUCUGAUUGUCCUCGAGAUAAGGCUUGUAUUCGUAACAAAUGCGUUGAUCCGUGUCCAGGAACAUGUGGACAAGAUGCGAUAUGUGAAGUCAUUAAUCACAUACCAAUGUGCAGUUGUCCUGCCGGUAGACAAGGAAAUGCAUUUGUACAAUGCAGACCCCAGCAGACUCCCAUAGUGACAAAUCCAUGCAAUCCAUCUCCUUGUGGCCCCAACAGUCAAUGUCGUGAAAUCAAUGGACAAGCAGUAUGCUCUUGUGUACCAGGAUUCGUUGGAAGUCCGCCUACUUGUAGACCUGAGUGUACUGUUAGCUCAGAUUGCCCUCAGAAUCAAGCCUGUAAUAAUCAAAAGUGUCGUGAUCCUUGUCCUGGAACAUGCGGAAUUGGAGCUAGAUGCUCUGUUGUUAAUCACAACCCAAUCUGCAGUUGCCCUGAACGAUAUACCGGUGAUCCAUUUACUCGCUGUCAGCCUAUAGUCGAACCACCGGUUCAAAUGACUCCAUCCAACCCUUGUCAACCCUCACCUUGUGGUCCGAACGCUGUUUGUAGACCAGUGGGUGAUUCUCCUUCGUGCACCUGCCUUGAAAAUAUGAUCGGGGCACCUCCAAACUGUCGUCCAGAAUGCGUUAGCAAUCCAGAGUGUCGUAGUAACCAAGCAUGCAUCAGACAGAGAUGUCAAGAUCCUUGUACCGGAGCAUGUGGAGCGAAUGCUGAAUGUCGAGUUGUCAGUCACACUCCAAUGUGUAUUUGUUCCAUUGGCUUCACCGGCGAUCCUUUCAGUCAGUGUGUACCGGUUCAACAAGAUAUUCCAAGAGAACCAUCUUCACCUUGCAUGCCUAGUCCUUGUGGAGCUAAUGCCAUUUGUAGAGAACAAAAUGGUGCCGGAUCGUGUACAUGCAUGGAAGACCAUGUUGGAAACCCGUACGAAGGAUGUCGACCGGAGUGUGUUUUGAAUUCAGAUUGUCCCUCCAACCGGGCAUGUAUUAGGAACAAGUGCCAAGAUCCAUGUCCUGGAACAUGUGGUCAAAAUGCGGACUGCCAAGUUGUAAAUCAUCUACCGUCCUGUACAUGCUUCGUAGGAUACGAAGGGGAUCCAUUCCGAUUCUGUAGCGUACAACAAAGAGAACCUGUUCAAGAGUAUGUAAAUCCAUGCCAACCCAGUCCUUGUGGACCCAACAGUCAGUGUCGAGAGAUCAAUGGCCAAGCUGUUUGUUCAUGCCUUCCAUCAUACAUUGGAUCACCUCCUGCAUGUCGCCCAGAGUGUGUCACUAGUUCUGAAUGUUCCCUAGACAAAGCAUGUAUCAAUCAAAAAUGUGUUAAUCCAUGCCCGGGAACAUGUGGAACAAAUGCUCGAUGCAAUGUUAAAAAUCACAGUCCCAUUUGCUCUUGCCAGUCUGGAUAUACUGGAGAUCCAUUCACGCGAUGUUACCCCAAUCCACCUCCACCACAAGAUACUCAAAUCAUUGCCCGCGAUCCCUGCGUUCCUUCGCCAUGCGGUCCGAAUUCUCAGUGUAGAAACAUAAACGGAGUUCCAUCAUGCUCAUGUCUAGUCAAUUAUCUCGGAUCUCCGCCCAAUUGCAGACCUGAAUGUUCAAUUAACGCCGAAUGUCCCAGUAAUCAAGCUUGUAUGAAUGAUAAGUGUCGCGAUCCAUGUCCGGGAUCAUGUGGCAUUGGAGCACGAUGCAAUGUAAUCAAUCAUACACCUAUUUGUACCUGUGAAUCCGGUUAUACUGGAGACCCAUUCACAAAUUGUUACCCCGAACCACCUCCACCCAGAAAACCGGUUAACGACGAUCCGUGUAAUCCGUCACCUUGCGGUCCAAAUGCACAAUGCAACAAUGGAGUCUGCUCAUGUCUUCCGGAAUACCAAGGAGAUCCAUAUCAAGGCUGUAGACCAGAAUGCGUACUUAAUUCUGAUUGUCCUCGAGAUAAGGCCUGUAUUCGUAGCAAAUGCGUUUAUCCUUGUCCAGGAACAUGUGGACAAGAUGCGAUAUGUGAAGUUAUUAACCAUAUACCAAUGUGCAGUUGUCCUGCCGGUAGACAAGGAAAUGCUUUUGUACAAUGCAGACCCCAGCAGACUCCCAUAGUGACAAAUCCAUGCAAUCCAUCUCCUUGUGGCCCCAACAGUCAAUGUCGUGAAAUCAAUGGACAAGCAGUAUGCUCUUGUGUACCAGGAUUCAUUGGAAGUCCGCCUACGUGUAGACCUGAGUGUACUGUUAGCUCAGAUUGCCCUCAGAAUCAAGCCUGUAAUAAUCAAAAGUGUCGUGAUCCUUGUCCUGGAACAUGCGGAAUUGGAGCUAGAUGCUCUGUUGUUAAUCACAACCCAAUCUGCAGUUGCCCUCAACGAUAUACCGGUGAUCCAUUUACGCGUUGUCAACCUAUAGUCGAUCCACCGGUUCAAAUGACCCCAACAAACCCUUGUCAACCUUCACCCUGUGGUUCAAACGCAGUUUGUAGACCAGUUGGUGAUUCUCCUUCAUGCACAUGCAAUGAAAAUAUGAUCGGGGCACCUCCAAACUGUCGACCAGAAUGCGUUAGCAAUCCAGAGUGUCGUAGUAAUCAAGCAUGUAUCAGACAGAGAUGUCAAGAUCCUUGUACCGGAGCAUGUGGAGCAAAUGCUGAAUGUCGAGUUGUCAGUCACACUCCAAUGUGCAUUUGUUCCAUUGGCUUCACCGGCGAUCCUUUCAGUCAGUGUGUACCGGUUCAACAAGAUAUUCCAAGAGAACCAUCUUCACCUUGCAUGCCUAGUCCUUGUGGAGCUAAUGCCAUUUGUAGAGAAAAAAAUGGUGCCGGAUCGUGUACAUGCAUGGAAGACCAUGUUGGAAACCCGUACGAAGGAUGUCGACCGGAGUGUGUUUUGAAUUCAGAUUGUCCCUCCAACCGGGCAUGUAUCAGAAACAAGUGUCAAGAUCCAUGUCCUGGAACAUGUGGUCAAAAUGCGGACUGCCAAGUUGUGAAUCAUCUACCGUCCUGUACAUGCUUUGUAGGAUACGAAGGGGAUCCAUUCCGAUUCUGUAAUGUGCAGCAAAAAGAACCAAUCCAAGAAUACGUGAAUCCGUGCCAACCCAGUCCUUGUGGUCCCAACAGUCAGUGUCGAGAGAUCAAUGGCCAAGCUGUUUGUUCAUGCCUUCCAUCAUACAUUGGAUCACCUCCUGCAUGUCGCCCAGAGUGUGUCACUAGUUCUGAAUGUUCCCUAGACAAAGCAUGUAUCAAUCAAAACUGUGUUGAUCCAUGCCCGGGAACAUGCGGAACAAACGCUCGAUGCAAUGUUAAAAAUCACAGUCCAAUUUGUUCUUGCCAGUCUGGAUAUACUGGAGAUCCAUUCACGCGAUGUUACCCCAAUCCACCUCCACCACAAGAUACUCAAAUCAUUGCCCGCGAUCCAUGCGUUCCUUCGCCAUGCGGUCCGAAUUCUCAGUGUAGAAACAUAAACGGAGUUCCAUCAUGCUCAUGUCUAGUCAAUUAUCUCGGAUCUCCGCCUAACUGCAGACCUGAAUGUUCAAUUAACGCCGAAUGUCCCAGUAAUCAAGCUUGUAUGAAUGAAAAGUGUCGCGAUCCUUGCCCUGGAUCAUGCGGCAUUGGAGCAAGAUGCAAUGUAAUCAAUCAUACACCUAUUUGUACCUGUGAAUCCGGUUAUACUGGAGAUCCAUUUACAAAUUGUUACCCCGAACCACCUCCACCCAGAGAACCGGUUAACGACGAUCCAUGUAACCCGUCACCUUGCGGUCCAAAUGCACAGUGCAACAAUGGAGUCUGCUCAUGUCUUCCGGAAUACCAAGGAGAUCCAUAUCAAGGCUGUAGACCAGAAUGCGUACUUAAUUCUGAUUGUCCUCGCGACAAGGCCUGUAUUCGUAGCAAAUGCGUUGAUCCUUGUCCAGGAACAUGUGGACAAGAUGCGAUAUGUGAAGUCAUUAAUCACAUACCAAUGUGCAGUUGUCCUGCCGGUAGACAAGGAAAUGCUUUUGUGCAAUGUAGACCCCAGCAGACUCCCAUAGUGACAAAUCCAUGCAAUCCAUCUCCUUGUGGCCCCAACAGUCAAUGUCGUGAAAUCAAUGGACAAGCAGUAUGCUCUUGUGUACCAGGAUUCAUUGGAAGUCCGCCUACGUGUAGACCUGAAUGUACUGUUAGCUCAGAUUGCCCUCAGAAUGAAGCCUGUAAUAAUCAAAAGUGUCGUGAUCCUUGUCCUGGAACAUGCGGAAUUGGAGCUAGAUGCUCUGUUGUUAAUCACAACCCGAUCUGCAGUUGCCCUGAUCGAUAUACCGGUGAUCCUUUCACACGUUGUCAACCUAUAGUUGAAUCACCGGUUCAAAUGACUCCAUCCAACCCUUGCCAACCCUCACCCUGUGGUUCUAACGCAGUUUGUAGACCAGUGGGUGAUUCACCUUCAUGCACAUGCCAUGAAAAUAUGAUCGGGACACCUCCAAACUGUCGACCAGAAUGCGUUAGCAAUCCAGAGUGUCGUAGUAAUCAAGCAUGUAUCAGACAGAGAUGUCAAGAUCCUUGUACCGGAGCAUGUGGAGCAAAUGCUGAAUGUCGAGUUGUCAGUCACACUCCAAUGUGUAUUUGUUCCAUUGGCUUCACCGGCGAUCCUUUCAGUCAGUGUGUACCGGUUCAACAAGAUAUUCCAAGAGAACCAUCUUCACCUUGCAUGCCCAGUCCUUGUGGAGCUAAUGCCAUUUGUAGAGAACAAAAUGGUGCCGGAUCGUGUACAUGCAUGGAAGACCAUGUUGGAAACCCGUACGAAGGAUGUCGACCGGAGUGUGUUUUGAAUUCAGAUUGUCCCUCCAACCGGGCAUGUAUUAGGAACAAGUGCCAAGAUCCAUGUCCUGGAACAUGUGGUCAAAAUGCGGACUGCCAAGUUGUGAAUCAUCUACCGUCCUGUACAUGCUUUGUCGGAUACGAAGGAGACCCUUUCCGAUUCUGUAGCGUGCAGCAAAGAGAACCUAUUCAAGAAUACGUAAAUCCGUGCCAACCCAGUCCAUGUGGACCCAACAGUCAGUGUCGAGAGAUCAAUGGCCAAGCUGUUUGUUCAUGCCUUCCCACAUAUAUUGGAUCACCUCCUGCAUGUCGCCCAGAGUGUGUCACUAGCUCUGAAUGUUCCCUAGACAAAGCAUGUAUCAAUCAAAAAUGUGUUGAUCCAUGCCCUGGAACAUGCGGAACAAACGCUCGAUGCAAUGUUAAAAAUCACAGUCCAAUUUGUUCUUGCCAGUCUGGAUAUACUGGAGAUCCAUUCACGCGAUGUUACCCCAAUCCACCUCCACCACAAGAUACUCAAAUCAUUGCCCGCGAUCCAUGCGUUCCUUCGCCAUGCGGUCCGAAUUCUCAGUGUAGAAACAUAAACGGAGUUCCAUCAUGCUCAUGUCUAGUCAAUUAUCUCGGAUCUCCGCCUAACUGCAGACCUGAAUGUUCAAUUAACGCCGAAUGUCCCAGUAAUCAAGCUUGUAUGAAUGAAAAGUGUCGCGAUCCUUGCCCUGGAUCAUGCGGCAUUGGAGCAAGAUGCAAUGUAAUCAAUCAUACACCUAUUUGUACCUGUGAAUCCGGUUAUACUGGAGAUCCAUUUACAAAUUGUUACCCCGAACCACCUCCACCUAGAGAACCGGUUAACGACGAUCCAUGUAAUCCGUCACCUUGUGGUCCAAAUGCACAGUGCAACAAUGGAGUCUGCUCAUGCCUUCCGGAAUACCAAGGAGAUCCAUAUCAAGGCUGUAGACCAGAAUGCGUACUUAAUUCUGAUUGUCCUCGCGACAAGGCUUGUAUUCGUAGCAAAUGCGUUGAUCCUUGUCCAGGAACAUGUGGACAAGAUGCGACAUGUGAAGUUAUUAACCAUAUACCAAUGUGCAGUUGUCCUGUCGGUAGACAAGGAAAUGCUUUUGUGCAAUGUAGACCCCAGCAGACUCCCAUAGUGACAAAUCCAUGCAAUCCAUCUCCUUGUGGCCCCAACAGUCAAUGUCGUGAAAUCAAUGGACAAGCAAUAUGCUCCUGUGUACCAGGAUUCAUUGGAAGUCCGCCUACUUGUAGACCUGAGUGCGUCGUUAGCUCGGAGUGUCCUCAGAAUCAAGCCUGUAAUAAUCAAAAGUGUCGUGAUCCUUGUCCUGGAACAUGCGGAAUUGGAGCUAGAUGCUCUGUUGUUAAUCACAACCCAAUCUGCAGUUGCCCUGAACGAUAUACCGGCGAUCCUUUCACACGUUGUCAGCCUAUAGUCGAACCACCGGUUCAAAUGACUCCAUCCAACCCUUGUCAACCCUCACCUUGUGGUCCGAACGCUGUUUGUAGACCAGUGGGCGAUUCUCCUUCGUGCACCUGCCUUGAAAAUAUGAUCGGGGCACCUCCAAACUGUCGUCCAGAAUGCGUUAGCAAUCCAGAGUGUCGUAGUAAUCAAGCAUGUAUCAGACAGAGAUGUCAAGAUCCUUGUACCGGAGCAUGUGGAGCAAAUGCUGAAUGUCGAGUUGUCAGUCACACUCCAAUGUGCAUUUGUUCCAUUGGCUUCACCGGCGAUCCUUUCAGUCAGUGUGUACCGGUUCAACAAGAUAUUCCAAGAGAACCAUCUUCACCUUGCAUGCCUAGUCCUUGUGGAGCUAAUGCCAUUUGUAAAGAACAAAAUGGUGCCGGAUCGUGUACAUGCAUGGAAGACCAUGUUGGAAACCCGUACGAAGGAUGUCGACCGGAGUGUGUUUUGAAUUCAGAUUGUCCUUCCAACCGGGCAUGUGUCAGAAACAAGUGUCAAGAUCCAUGUCCUGGAACAUGUGGUCAAAAUGCGGACUGCCAAGUUGUGAAUCAUCUACCGUCCUGUACAUGCUUCGUAGGAUAUGACGGGGAUCCAUUCCGAUUCUGCAGCGUGCAGCAAAGAGAACCUAUCCAAGAAUAUACAAAUCCGUGCCAACCCAGCCCAUGUGGUUCCAACAGUCAGUGUAGAGAGAUCAAUGGACAAGCUGUUUGUUCAUGCCUUCCCACAUAUAUUGGAUCACCUCCUGCAUGUCGCCCAGAGUGUGUCACUAGUUCCGAAUGUUCCCUAGACAAAGCAUGUAUCAAUCAAAAAUGUGUUGAUCCUUGCCCGGGAACAUGCGGAACAAAUGCUCGAUGCAAUGUUAAAAAUCACAGUCCCAUCUGCUCCUGCCAAUCUGGAUAUACUGGAGAUCCAUUCACGCGAUGUUACCCCAAUCCACCUCCGCCACAAGAUACUCAAAUCAUUGCCCGCGAUCCUUGCGUUCCUUCGCCAUGCGGUCCAAACUCUCAGUGUAAAAACAUAAACGGAGUUCCAUCAUGCUCAUGUCUAGUCAACUAUCUCGGAUCUCCGCCCAACUGCAGACCUGAAUGUUCAAUUAACGCCGAAUGUCCCAGUAAUCAAGCUUGUAUGAAUGAAAAGUGUCGCAAUCCUUGCCCUGGAUCAUGCGGCAUUGGAGCAAGAUGCAAUGUAAUCAAUCAUACACCUAUUUGUACCUGUGAAUCCGGUUAUACUGGAGAUCCAUUUACAAAUUGUUACCCCGAACCACCUCCACCCAGAGAACCGGUGAACGACGAUCCAUGUAACCCGUCACCUUGCGGUCCAAAUGCACAGUGCAACAAUGGAAUAUGCGCAUGCCUCGCGGAAUACCAAGGAGAUCCCUACCAAGGCUGUAGACCAGAAUGCGUACUUAAUUCUGAUUGUCCUCGUGACAAGGCCUGUAUUCGUAGCAAAUGCGUUGAUCCUUGUCCUGGAACAUGUGGACAAGAUGCGAUAUGUGAAGUUAUUAACCAUAUACCAAUGUGCAGUUGUCCUGCCGGUAAACAAGGAAAUGCUUUUGUGCAAUGUAGACCCCAGCAGACACCCAUAGAGACAAAUCCAUGCAAUCCAUCUCCUUGUGGCCCCAACAGUCAAUGUCGUGAAAUCAAUGGACAAGCAGUAUGCUCUUGUGUACCAGGAUUCAUUGGAAGUCCGCCUACUUGUAGACCUGAGUGCGUCGUUAGCUCGGAGUGUCCUCAGAAUCAAGCCUGUAAUAAUCAAAAGUGCCGUGAUCCUUGUCCUGGAACAUGCGGAAUUGAAGCUAGAUGCUCUGUUGUUAAUCACAACCCGAUCUGCAGUUGCCCUGAUCGAUAUACCGGUGAUCCUUUCACACGUUGUCAACCUAUAGUUGAAUCACCGGUUCAAAUGACUCCAUCCAACCCUUGUCAACCCUCACCCUGUGGUUCUAACGCAGUUUGUAGACCAGUGGGUGAUUCUCCUUCAUGCACAUGCAAUGAAAAUAUGAUCGGGACACCUCCAAACUGUCGUCCAGAAUGCGUUAGCAAUCCAGAGUGUCGUAGUAAUCAAGCAUGUAUCAGACAGAGAUGUCAAGAUCCUUGUACCGGAGCAUGUGGAGCAAAUGCUGAAUGUCGAGUUGUCAGUCACACUCCAAUGUGCAUUUGUUCCAUUGGCUUCACCGGCGAUCCCUUCAGUCAGUGUGUACCAGUUCAACAAGAUAUUCCAAGAGAACCAUCUUCACCUUGCAUGCCUAGUCCUUGUGGAGCUAACGCCAUUUGUAGAGAGCAAAAUGGUGCCGGAUCGUGUACAUGCAUGAAAGACCAUGUUGGAAAUCCGUACGAAGGAUGUCGACCGGAGUGUGUUUUGAAUUCAGAUUGUCCUUCCAACCGGGCAUGUGUCAGAAACAAGUGUCAAGAUCCAUGUCCUGGAACAUGUGGUCAAAAUGCUGACUGCCAAGUUGUAAAUCAUCUACCGUCCUGUACAUGCUUUGUAGGAUACGAAGGGGAGCCAUUCCGAUUUUGUAGCGUGCAGCAAAGAGAACCUGUCCAAGAAUACGUAAAUCCGUGCCAACCCAAUCCUUGUGGUCCCAACAGUCAGUGUCGAGAGAUCAAUGGCCAAGCUGUUUGUUCAUGUCUUCCAUCAUACAUUGGAUCACCUCCUGCAUGUCGCCCAGAGUGUGUCACUAGUUCGGAAUGUUCCCUAGACAAAGCAUGUAUCAAUCAAAAAUGUGUUGAUCCAUGCCCUGGAACAUGCGGAACAAACGCUCGAUGCAAUGUUAAAAAUCACAGUCCAAUUUGUUCUUGCCAGUCUGGAUAUACUGGAGAUCCAUUCACGCGAUGUUACUCCAAUCCACCUCCACUACAAGAUACUCAGGUCAUUGCCCGCGAUCCAUGCGUUCCUUCGCCAUGUGGUCCAAACUCUCAGUGUAGAAACAUAAACGGAGUUCCAUCAUGCUCAUGUCUAGUCAACUAUCUCGGAUCUCCACCCAACUGCAGACCUGAAUGUUCAAUUAACGCCGAAUGCCCCAGUAAUCAAGCUUGUAUGAAUGAAAAGUGUCGCGAUCCAUGUCCGGGAUCAUGUGGCAUUGGAGCACGAUGCAAUGUAAUAAAUCAUACACCUAUUUGUACCUGUGAAUCCGGUUACACUGGAGAUCCAUUUACAAAUUGUUACCCCGAACCACCUCCACCCAGAGAACCAGUUAACGACGAUCCGUGUAAUCCGUCACCUUGCGGUCCAAAUGCACAAUGCAACAAUGGAGUCUGCUCAUGCCUUCCGGAAUACCAAGGAGAUCCAUAUCAAGGCUGUAGACCGGAAUGCGUACUUAAUUCUGAUUGUCCUCGAGAUAAGGCUUGUAUUCGUAGCAAAUGCGUCGAUCCUUGUCCAGGAACAUGCGGACAAGAUGCGAUAUGUGAAGUCAAUAACCACAUUCCAAUGUGCAGUUGUCCUGCCGGUAGACAAGGAAAUGCAUUUGUUCAAUGCAGACCCCAGCAGGCUCCCGUGGAAACAAAUCCAUGUUAUCCAUCUCCUUGUGGGCCAAACAGCCAAUGUCGUGAAAUCAAUGGACAAGCAGUAUGCUCCUGUGUGCAAGGAUUUAUUGGAAGCCCUCCAAGCUGUAGACCAGAAUGCGUUACCAGUUCCGAGUGUCAACAAAAUCAAGCUUGUAGCAAUCAAAAAUGUGGAAAUCCUUGCCCUGGUUCAUGUGGCGUAGGAGCUCGAUGUACGGUAGUGAACCAUAAUCCUAUUUGUGUCUGCCCAGAACGUUUCACUGGUGAUCCAUUCGUUCGCUGUCAGCUCAUUAUUCAUCAACCUGUCCAAAUGAACCCGGUCAAUCCGUGUCAACCUUCUCCCUGCGGACCAAAUUCUCAAUGUCAAUCCCUGAAUAAUUCACCCUCGUGUACUUGCAUUGAUGGCAUGGUUGGUGUACCACCAAAGUGCCGUCCAGAAUGCAUUAGUAAUUCGGAUUGCUCGAAUAAUCUUGCAUGUAUCCGUCAAACAUGUCAAAAUGCCUGCAUUGGUGCUUGUGGCAAUAACGCUGAAUGUAAAGUUGUCAGUCACACUCCCAUGUGCAUCUGCUCAGCUGGAUUUACAGGAGAUCCAUUCACACAAUGUUUCAAAGAGCAUCAGAAUACUCAGAAAGAUCCAAUUUCGCCAUGUGUUCCUAGUCCAUGUGGGGCAAAUGCUAUUUGCAAGGAGCAAAAUCGGGCUGGUUCCUGCUCGUGUAUAGAAGAUCAUUAUGGCAAUCCUUACGAAGGUUGCCGACCAGAGUGUAUUUUAAGUUCAGAUUGUCAAUCUAAUAAAGCCUGUACUCAGAAUAAGUGCCAGGAUCCGUGUCCUGGAACAUGUGGCCAGAAUGCGGAAUGUCAAGUUGUAAAUCAUGCGCCGUCCUGUACAUGUAUAACCGGCUAUGAUGGUGAUCCGUUCCGUUUUUGCAGUAUUCAACAGAGAGAACCGGAACUAGUGUAUAAAAAUCCAUGUCAACCCACUCCAUGUGGGCCAAACGGUCAGUGUCGAGAGAUCAAUGGCCAAGCUGUUUGUUCAUGUCUUCCAUCAUACAUUGGAUCACCUCCUGCAUGUCGCCCAGAGUGUGUCACUAGUUCUGAAUGUUCCCUAGACAAAGCAUGUAUCAAUCAAAAAUGUGUUGAUCCAUGCCCGGGAACAUGUGGAACAAAUGCUCGAUGCAAUGUUAAAAAUCACAGUCCCAUUUGCUCUUGUCAGUCUGGAUAUACUGGAGAUCCAUUCACGCGAUGUUACCCCAAUCCACCUCCACCACAAGAUACUCAAAUCAUUGCCCGCGAUCCUUGCGUUCCUUCGCCAUGCGGUCCAAACUCUCAGUGUAAAAACGUAAACGGAGUUCCAUCAUGCUCAUGUCUAGUCAACUAUCUCGGAUCUCCGCCCAACUGCAGACCUGAAUGUUCAAUUAACGCCGAAUGUCCCAGUAAUCAAGCUUGUAUGAAUGAAAAGUGUCGCGAUCCUUGCCCUGGAUCAUGCGGCAUUGGAGCAAGAUGCAAUGUAAUCAAUCAUACACCUAUUUGUACCUGUGAGUCCGGUUAUACUGGAGAUCCAUUUACAAAUUGUUACCCCGAACCACCUCCACCCAGAGAACCGGUUAACGACGAUCCAUGUAAUCCGUCACCUUGCGGUCCAAAUGCACAGUGCAACAGUGGAAUAUGCUCAUGCCUCGCGGAAUACCAAGGAGAUCCCUAUCAAGGCUGUAGACCGGAAUGCGUACUCAAUUCUGAUUGUCCUCGAGAUAAAGCUUGUCUUCGCAAUAAAUGCGUCGAUCCUUGUCCAGGAACAUGUGGACAAGAUGCGAUAUGUGAAGUUAUUAACCAUAUACCAAUGUGCAGUUGUCCUGCCGGUAAACAAGGAAAUGCUUUUGUGCAAUGUAGACCCCAGCAGACACCCAUAGAGACAAAUCCAUGCAAUCCAUCUCCUUGUGGCCCCAACAGUCAAUGUCGUGAAAUCAAUGGACAAGCAGUAUGCUCUUGUGUACCAGGAUUCAUUGGAAGCCCGCCUACUUGUAGACCUGAGUGUACUGUUAGCUCGGAGUGUCCUCAGAAUCAAGCCUGUAAUAAUCAAAAGUGUCGUGAUCCUUGUCCUGGAACAUGCGGAAUUGGAGCUAGAUGCUCUGUUGUUAAUCACAACCCAAUCUGCAGUUGCCCUGAACGAUAUACCGGCGAUCCUUUUACACGUUGUCAGCUCAAAGUGGAAUCACCGGUUCAAAUGACCCCAUCCAAUCCUUGCCAACCCUCACCCUGUGGUCCGAAUGCUGUUUGUAAACCAGUUGGUGAUUCUCCUUCAUGCACAUGCAAUGAAAAUAUGAUCGGGGCACCUCCAAACUGUCGACCAGAAUGCGUUAGCAAUCCAGAGUGUCGUAGUAAUCAAGCAUGUAUCAGACAGAGAUGUCAAGAUCCUUGUACCGGAGCAUGUGGAGCAAAUGCUGAAUGUCGAGUUGUCAGUCACACUCCAAUGUGCAUUUGUUCCAUUGGCUUCACCGGCGAUCCCUUCAGUCAGUGUGUACCGGUUCAACAAGAUAUUCCAAGAGAACCAUCUUCACCUUGCAUGCCUAGUCCUUGUGGAGCUAAUGCCAUUUGUAGAGAACAAAAUGGUGCCGGAUCGUGUACAUGCAUGGAAGACCAUGUUGGAAAUCCGUACGAAGGAUGUCGACCGGAGUGUGUUUUGAAUUCAGAUUGUCCUUCCAACCGGGCAUGUAUCAGAAACAAGUGCCAAGAUCCAUGCCCUGGAACAUGUGGUCAGAAUGCAGAUUGUCAAGUAGUAAACCAUUUACCAACAUGCACAUGUAUUGCUAAUUACGAGGGAGAUCCAUUCCUAUUCUGUAGCAUGCAACAGAAAGAACCAAUCCAACAAUAUGUCAAUCCAUGCCAACCAAGUCCAUGUGGAUCGAACAGUCAGUGCCGUGAAAUCAACGGUCAGGCCGUAUGUUCUUGUUUACCAACAUACACUGGAACUCCGCCCGGAUGCCGUCCGGAGUGCGUAACUAGUUCAGAAUGUACCCUGCAUAAAGCCUGUAUUAAUCAGAAAUGCGCUGAUCCAUGUACGGGAACCUGUGGAAUCAAUGCUAAAUGUAAUGUUAAUAAUCAUAGUCCCAUCUGCUCUUGCCAGUCUGGCUAUACAGGAGAUCCAUUUACCAGAUGUAAUCCUAAUCCCCCACUUCCACAAGACACUCCUGUCAUGAAUAGAGACUCUUGUGUUCCAUCACCAUGUGGUCCCAAUUCCCAGUGCAGAAACAUCAACGGUUCGCCUUCCUGUUCGUGUCUAAUCAAUUACAUCGGAUCACCACCCAAUUGCAGACCUGAAUGCUCAAUCAAUGCUGAAUGUCCAAGUAAUCAAGCAUGUCAAAAUGAAAAAUGCAGGGAUCCUUGUCCGGGAUCCUGCGGUAUCGGGGCCAGAUGUAACGUGCUUAAUCAUACACCAAUUUGUACAUGCGAAAGCAGAUACACCGGAGACCCAUUCACAAACUGUUACCCAGCACCGACACCCCCAAAAGAACCUACUCAUGACGAUCCAUGUAAUCCUUCUCCUUGUGGAUCUAACGCUCUCUGCGACAAUGGAGUCUGCUCAUGUUCACCAGAACAUCAAGGGAACCCAUAUCAAGGAUGCAGACCCGAAUGUGUACUCAAUUCGGACUGCUCUCGAGACAAGGCAUGCAUUCGAAGUAAAUGUACUGAUCCAUGUCCUGGAACAUGCGGACAAGAUGCUAUUUGUGAAGUAUUCAAUCAUGUUCCAAUGUGUAGCUGUCCUUACGGCAUGGCUGGAAAUGCCUUCCUGCAGUGCAGACCUCAAGAAACUCCAAUGGUAUCAAAUCCAUGCAAUCCGUCCCCUUGUGGCCCAAACAGCCAAUGUCGCGAAACUAAUGGACAAGCCGUUUGUUCCUGUGUACCAGGUUUCUUUGGGAGUCCACCGUCUUGUAGACCAGAGUGCACUGUUAGUGCAGAAUGUUCACAGAAUCAAGCAUGCAAUAAUCAAAAGUGUAGAGAUCCUUGUCCAGGAACUUGCGGUGUUGGUGCUCGAUGCUCCGUCGUUAAUCAUAAUCCAAUCUGCAGUUGUCCAGAAAGAUAUUCCGGUGAUCCAUUUGUUCGUUGUCAAGCUAUAAUUGUUCCACCUGUUCAAAUGAAUCCAUCCAAUCCAUGCCAACCAUCACCGUGUGGUCCAAAUGCUGAAUGUCGACCAGUCGGCGACUCCCCAUCAUGCACAUGUUUGGACAAUAUGGUUGAUUCUCCUCCUAAUUGCAGACCAGAGUGCGUCAGUAAUUCGGAAUGUGUCAGUAAUCUGGCUUGCAUUCGCCAAAAGUGUCAAGAUCCGUGUCAAGCAGCAUGUGGAGCAAAUGCGGAGUGCAGAGUUGUCAGUCAUACUCCCAUAUGCAUUUGUACCAUUGGAUACACCGGUGAUCCGUUCAACCAGUGUACCCCAAUGCAACAAGACACUCCGAAGGAGCCUUCAUCCCCAUGCGUACCCAGCCCAUGUGGGGUUAACGCAGUGUGCAGAGAGCAAAAUGGUGCCGGAUCCUGUACAUGCACUGACGAUCACUUCGGCAACCCAUACGAAGGAUGUCGACCGGAAUGUAUUAUGAACUCUGAUUGCCCUUCCAAUUUGGCUUGUAUCAGAAAUAAGUGUAAAAAUCCGUGCCCUGGCACAUGCGGACAAAACGCCGACUGUCAAGUCGUGAACCAUUUACCAUCGUGUACUUGUAUUAAUGGAUAUGAAGGGGAUCCAUUCCGUUAUUGUAGUGCCCAACAACGAGAACCUCAAAUCUACCAAAAUCCUUGUCAACCGAACCCAUGUGGCCCCAACAGCCAGUGUAGAGAAAUCAAUGGACAGGCAGUUUGCUCCUGUCUGCCCAAAUACAUCGGUUCACCUCCUGGAUGUCGUCCCGAAUGCGUUUCAAGUUCCGAAUGUUCUCUGGACAAGGCAUGUGUUAACCAAAAAUGUGUCGAUCCAUGUCCGGGUACAUGCGGAACCAAUGCUAGAUGCAACGUUAACAACCAUAGCCCCAUCUGCUCUUGUCAAACUGGUUACACAGGAGAUCCAUUCUCACGAUGCUACCCAAAUCCGCCCCCUCCUCAAGAUACUCCAACUGUCAUACGCGAUCCCUGUGUACCAUCGCCGUGUGGACCCAAUUCACAAUGUAGGAAUAUAAAUGGAGUCCCAUCUUGCUCUUGUCUAGUCAAUUAUAUCGGAUCACCUCCUAACUGUCGACCAGAGUGUACGAUAAACGCUGAAUGUCCGAGUAAUCAAGCAUGUAUGAACGAGAAAUGUCGAGAUCCAUGCCCUGGAUCAUGUGGUGUUGGAGCCAUUUGUAAAGUUAUCAACCAUACACCGACCUGCAGUUGUGACGCCGGUUAUACGGGAGAUCCAUUCACAAAUUGCUAUCCUGCGCCGCCUCCUCCGAGAGAACCGAUUCAGGAUGAUCCAUGCAAUCCAUCCCCUUGUGGUCCUAAUGCACAAUGCAAUAAUGGGGUGUGUUCAUGUCUGCCUGAAUACCAAGGAGAUCCAUAUCAGGGGUGUAGACCGGAGUGCGUACUCAAUUCGGACUGUACGAGGGACAAGGCUUGCAUCCGUGGUAAAUGUACAGAUCCUUGUCCUGGAACUUGUGGGCAAGAUGCUGUAUGUGAAGUAGUAAAUCACAUACCAGUAUGUAGUUGUCCCAACGGAAUGACAGGAAAUGCAUUCGUACUAUGUCGACCACAACAAACCCCACAACAAACAAACCCAUGUAAUCCAACUCCUUGUGGACCUAACAGCCAAUGCAGAGAAAUAAAUGGACAAGCCGUAUGUUCAUGCAUAACUGGAUUCAUCGGUAGUCCACCACUUUGUAGACCAGAAUGCGUCGUAAGCUCAGAAUGUCCACAAAAUCAAGCUUGUAACAACCAAAAAUGCAGAGAUCCAUGUCCUGGCACAUGCGGAAUAGAAGCAAGAUGCACAGUGGUCAAUCACAAUCCAAUCUGUAGCUGUCCCGAUAGAUACACGGGUGAUCCGUUCGUCCGAUGUCAACUUAUAAUUCAAACACCUGUCCAAAUGACCCCAACUAAUCCAUGCCAACCAUCUCCAUGUGGACCAAAUUCCGAAUGUCGUCCAGUUGGUGAUAGUCCGUCAUGUUCGUGUCUGGACAAUAUGAUUGGCUCGCCACCAAACUGCCGGCCCGAAUGUGUCAGUAAUUCAGAAUGCGCCAAUAACCUGGCCUGUAUUCGUCAGAAAUGUCAAGAUCCAUGCGCCGGAGCGUGUGGAGCGAAUGCUGAAUGCCGAGUUGUAAGCCACACUCCCAUCUGUGUUUGUUCUGUUGGUUUUACCGGAGACCCAUUCAAUCAAUGUGUUCCGGUACAACAGGACAUUCCAAGAGAACAAACGUCGCCCUGUACACCGAGUCCUUGUGGUGCAAACGCAGUAUGUAGAGAACGUAACGGUGCUGGAUCUUGCAUUUGUCUCGAGGACUAUUUCGGAAACCCGUAUGAAGGAUGCCGUCCGGAAUGCGUUUUGAACUCGGAUUGUCCUUCAAACCGAGCCUGUAUGAACAAUAAAUGCGUUGAUCCGUGUCCAGGAACUUGUGGACAAAAUGCUGAAUGUCAAGUGGUCAAUCAUUUACCUUCAUGUAGUUGUUUGAGCGGUUACGAGGGGGAUCCAUUUAGAUACUGCAACAUUCUACAAAGAGAACCGAUAAAAGAAUACGUAAAUCCAUGUCAGCCAAAUCCAUGUGGACCCAAUAGCCAAUGCCGUGAAAUUAAUGGUCAAGCUGUAUGUUCAUGUCUGCCCACAUAUAUUGGGUCUCCGCCAGGAUGUCGUCCAGAAUGCGUCACUAGUUCUGAGUGCUCUCUCGAUAAGGCAUGUGUUAAUCAGAAAUGUGUUGAUCCAUGCCCUGGUACUUGCGGAUCUAAUGCACGAUGUAACGUAAACAAUCACAGUCCUAUUUGUUCUUGUCAAUCUGGAUACACUGGUGAUCCUUUCACAAGAUGUUAUGUAAACCCACCUCCUCCGAAAGACCCGGAAAUUGUAGCCCGCGAUCCCUGUGCACCUUCACCGUGCGGACCCAAUGCUCAAUGUAGGAAUUUGAAUGGAGUUCCAUCCUGCUCAUGUCUAGCUAACUACAUUGGCUCCCCACCCAAUUGUAGACCGGAGUGUAGCAUCAACGCUGAAUGUGUCAGUAAUCAGGCUUGCAUCAACGAAAAGUGUAGAGAUCCUUGCCCUGGUUCUUGCGGUGUUGGAGCACAUUGCAGUGUUAUCAACCAUACACCGAUAUGUACCUGUCCAAAUGGGUACACCGGAGAUCCUUUCACCAACUGCUAUCCAGCUCCUCCUCCACCCAGAGAACCAAUCAAAGAUGAUCCCUGUAAUCCUUCACCAUGCGGUGCAAACGCUCAAUGUUCCAAUGGAGUGUGCACAUGUUUACCAGAGUUUCAGGGAGAUCCGUAUCGUGGCUGUCGUCCAGAGUGUGUGUUGAACUCAGAAUGUGCUCGAGAUAAGGCUUGCAUCCGCAACAAAUGCAUUGAUCCCUGUCCAGAAACCUGCGGUCAGAAUGCUGAUUGCGACGUAAUGAAUCAUAUACCGGUUUGUAGUUGUCCGCGAGGAAUGGCAGGAAACGCAUUUUUGCAAUGUAUACCGCAGCGAGCUCCCAUAGAAACUGAUCCAUGCAAUCCUUCACCAUGCGGUCCGAAUAGCCAAUGCCGGCCUAUCAAUGGACAAGCUGUCUGUUCUUGCAUUCAAGGCUAUUUCGGAACACCCCCCUCUUGCCGACCAGAAUGCUCAAUAAAUUCGGAUUGUGUACAGAGUAUGGCAUGCACGAACUUCAAAUGUAGGGAUCCAUGUCCUGGCACCUGCGGGGUGGGAGCGAGAUGCACUGUAGUAAAUCAUAAUCCAAUUUGCAGUUGUGGGUAUAGAAUGACCGGCGAUCCAUUUGUUAGGUGCUCUGAAUUAGUUGAGAAACCCAUCAUCCAAGACACUCCUCGGGACCCUUGCAUUCCUUCACCGUGUGGUCAGAAUGCUGCUUGUGUGAAUCGCAAUGGUAAUCCGUCUUGUUCUUGUCUUCCCAACAUGAUUGGAGCGCCUCCGAACUGUCGUCCCGAAUGCAUUAGCAAUUCAGACUGUUCCAAUGCGCUAGCGUGUAUAAACCAAAAAUGCCAAAACCCUUGCUCAAAUGCGUGUGGAACCAAUGCUGACUGCAGAGUAUCUCUUCACAUUGCAAACUGUAUUUGUCCAGAACGAUACACCGGUAAUCCAUUCGUCAACUGCUUCGAAGAACCUAUUACUCAACAACCGGCACCAGAACCGAGAGAUCCUUGCUAUCCAUCACCAUGUGGUACGAAUGCUCGAUGCCGACCAGUUGAUGGAGGUUCAGUGUGUGAAUGUUUCGAAAACUAUUUCGGAAAUCCAUACACUGGCUGUCGUCCAGAAUGUGUCUCCAAUUCCGAAUGUUCUAGAAGCACGGCUUGUAUUCAGAACAGAUGCAAAGACCCUUGCCCAGGAGUUUGCGGACAUAACGCAGAUUGCAAUGUUAUUAACCAUACACCGACUUGCACAUGCCCGGAAGGAAUGAUCGGUAAUGCAUUCGAACAAUGCUUGCGAAAACCAGAACCCCCAUCACCAUCAGAUCCAUGUUAUCCAUCACCGUGUGGCCAGAAUACAGUCUGUCGAUCCUCCGGAGGAAAUGCAGUCUGCGAAUGUCUCCCUGACUUUAAGGGUACGCCAUUCGGUAGAGGCUGCUACCCGGAAUGUGUCAUCAAUUCAGAUUGUCCAAGAGACAAAACUUGUGUGAAUAAAAAAUGUGUCGAUCCAUGUCCAGGAGUUUGUGGAUACAGAGCAAUAUGCCAUGCAAUAAAUAACAACCCCGUUUGUUCUUGUCCAAGCAACAUGAUUGGUGAUCCAUUCGUUGAAUGUGAAGAAUCUCGACCCAGAGAUCCAUGUAAUCCAUCUCCGUGCCGAGCAAAUGGAAUUUGUCGUGUGACUGGCGGACGCGUCGAGUGCCAGUACCCAGAAUGUGUCACAAACUCCGACUGCUCAUCCAAUCGGGCAUGCUUCAAUCAGAAAUGUAAAGACUCAUGCAUUGGAGCUUGCGGAGUGAACGCUAUCUGUAACGUAGUAAACCAUUCACCAGUAUGUUCAUGCCCAGAGCGACACGCUGGUUCACCUUACGUUCAGUGUAUUCCUCAAAUGGAUCCUGUUCCUAGACCAGAAUGUACUAGUGAUGAUCAGUGCACCAACGACAAGGCCUGUAUCAACCAGCAAUGCAUCAAUCCUUGUACAGCCAACACCGGAUUAUGCAAUCUCAAUGCCGAAUGUAGAGUUCAAUUCCAUCGUGCAAUCUGUACAUGCCGGGAAGGAUACACAGGUAAUGCUCAAUUCGCAUGCUAUGAAAUCGGCUGCCGAUCCGAUUCAGAUUGUCCUGCGAGGGAGGCUUGUGUCAACCGGAACUGUGUCGAUCCGUGUCAGUACACGCAAUGUGGACGAAACGCGUUAUGUAGAACGGAUUACAAUCAUAAUGCAAGAUGUCACUGUAUAGAUGGCUACAGAGGAAAUGCAUUGGCAGGAUGCACUCGACCGGAGUGCACAAACGAUGAUGAGUGUCCCUAUCAUUUGUCAUGUCAAAACGAGCAAUGCAAGGAUCCAUGUAACUGUGCUCCAGGAGCUCAAUGUAGAGUUGAUAACCAUAGAGCACUGUGUAGAUGUCCACCAGGAUAUACGGGCGAUGCCAGCUUUGCUUGCGAAAAAGAACCUCUUAGAGAUAAUGACCAAUGCAAAAUGGACGCAGAUUGUUCUAGUAAAUUAGCUUGUUUCAGUGGAAUAUGCAAAAACCCUUGUUAUGAGACGAAACCAUGUGCUGCGCAUGCGAUUUGUACGGUACAAGAUACGCUUCCUCUUCGGACAAUGUUCUGCGUAUGUGAAGAUGGAUAUGUUGGUGAUGCCGAAAAACGAUGUUUGCCAGUAUCUACGGACACACCUGAAUGCACUUCAGAUAUUGAAUGCGCCGCGACCGAAACAUGCAGAAACCGAGUGUGCGUAAAUCCUUGCACGGCGUUCAAUCCAUGUGCACGUUCGGCUGAAUGUCUAACUCAAAGCCACAAGGCUAUUUGUGUGUGCCCCAGCGGUAUGGUCGGUGAUCCAUUCCAAAACUGCUACCGCGAACCGGUAAUAGCACCGGAAUGCACCGUCGACUCUGAGUGUGCCAGCAAUCGAGCUUGUAUCAACCAGAAAUGCCAGGAUCCGUGCGCUGAAGGCAACCCAUGCGGUGGAAAUGCAGAAUGUAGAACUCAGUAUCACAGACCACUGUGUACAUGCCCGCAGGGUUGGGGAGGCGACCCAAGACUUCAAUGCUAUAAGCCGGAAUGCCAAAACGACAACGAUUGCCCGUACGACAAGGCUUGCUACAACGAGAAGUGUUUGAAUCCAUGUACGUAUGGUGCAACACAAUGUGGCCGUGGAGCGGAAUGUCUUCCACAGGGUCAUCACGCCAAUUGUAUCUGUCCACCUGGAACUCAAGGUAACCCACUCAUUUCUUGCGUUACUGGACUUUGCCAGUACAAUGAAGAUUGUGCAGACCAUGAAGCUUGCGACAGAUUGAAUAGAGUUUGUCGACCUGUCUGUGAUAACGAAGCAUGUGCUCCAAUGGCCAAUUGUAUUGGUAGAAAUCAUCAGGCGACAUGUGAAUGUAUUCCUGGUUCUCGAGGAAAUCCAUAUGUAGGCUGUGCAAGAGACGAACCGGAACCAGUGUGUCGAACCGAUGGAGACUGUCCAUCACAACAAGCUUGCAUCAACAGUCACUGUAUUAAUCCAUGCACGGAAAUCCACCCAUGCUCACGGCAGCAAUCUUGUACGGUUGUUGACACUUUGCCACUUCGGACAAUGAUUUGUGCGUGUCCUUCGGAUAUGAUAGUGGACGUAAACGGUCAAUGUAAGCCGAUUGUGGUUGAGGGUUGUCGAACUGACAAUGAUUGCCCAGACACAGAUCGCUGUAUUAGAGGACAAUGUACGUUAGCCUGUCGAGCAGAGCCUUGCGGGGUCAAUGCUCAGUGUGUAUCCAACGGACACCGCGCUCUUUGUUCCUGUGCACCUGAAUACGUUGGCAAUCCACACAUUGAGUGUACUCCAGAAGCUAGAGUACCGUCACCCAAGGAAUGCUCACGCGACGACGAUUGCCCUCUGGACAGAUCAUGUGUAAACGAGCGGUGCAUUAAUCCCUGUACCCAAAAUAUGUGCGGUCGAGGUGCAAUUUGUCACGUACGGCAACACGAAGCGGUUUGCAACUGCCCUUCAGGAUAUAACAAGGAUAAUUCCGGCCACUGCAUUCCACCAUCUGCCGAUCUGCCAAAGUGUCGUUCAAGCUCAGACUGUACUUCAAGUGAAACGUGUGUUAACGAAAUCUGCGCGAAUCCUUGUAACUGCGGCCAAAAUGCUGAUUGUUAUGUCAAAGACCAUUAUCCAGUGUGCAGUUGUAAACCAGGCUUCUCCGGAAAUGCACAAUUCGGAUGUGUCAAACUUGGAUGCCAAUCAGAUAGUGAAUGUGCCAAUGACAAACAGUGUUACAAUGGGGAGUGUCUGAAUCCUUGCUCUUUAGAUAAUUCAUGUGCUCUAAACGCCGAAUGUUACGGUGACAAACAUCGUGCCGCCUGUCGCUGUCUGCCCGGAUUGGAAGGUAAUCCGUUCGAUCAGUGCCGUCGGGUAGAGUGUCACUUCGAUGGAGAAUGUCCUGAUAAUCGUGCCUGUAUACAAGAACAAUGUGUUGAUCCAUGCAGUGCACUCACUCCAUGCGCGCAAAAUGCCAUUUGCUUCACUCGUAAUCAUGCUUCCCAUUGCAAGUGCCCAGAUCAUCUUCCUGAAGGAAAUCCGUUUUCUUUCUGUGAACGUCGUAUUCCUGAACCGGAAUGUACGAUGGACGUCAAUUGCCCAAGCCAACGGGCCUGCAUUAACAAUGAAUGUGUUAAUCCAUGUGUGGCGCUUACACCUUGCGCUAGAUCUGCGCACUGCACCGUCCUGAACUCAGUUCCUGUACGUACCAUGGUUUGUGAAUGUCCAGAAUUACACGUGCCGGAUUCGAAUGGAGAAUGUAAACGUAUCGUCCUACAAACGGAGGUGGAAUGUACAAGCGACUCUCAGUGUUCGUCGAACGAAGCUUGUAUCAAUCGCCAGUGCAGAAACCCGUGCAACUGUGGUACACACGCCAUGUGUACUAUAAAGAACCACCGAGGAAUUUGCUCUUGUGAAAAUGGAUAUGAAGGUAACCCGAAUAUAGCAUGCAAAACGAUUGGAUGUCGAGUUGAUUCUGAGUGUGAGUCUAGCAAGGCAUGCAUUAACGGAAACUGCGUUAAUCCAUGUUUGGAUCAUAACCCCUGCGGAAUCAAUGCCGAGUGCUUCGCUGUUUCAAAUCGUGCCGAAUGUCGCUGUUUGAGUGGUUACAGAGGAAACCACUUUGUCCAGUGUACGGUUGUUGAGUGUCGCAGUAAUAACGAUUGUCCAAACGAUAAGCAGUGUCGCAACUCUCAAUGUGUUAACCCCUGCAUUUAUGACAGUUCAUGUUCACCGAGAGCAGAGUGCAAAGCGCAGAAUCAUCUAGCAGUGUGUAGGUGUCCGCUAGGGUUAGUUGGAAACCCGUAUGUGGACUGUCGACCUGAGGUCCUUCCGGAGUGCGUCUUCGAUACUGACUGUCCGUCGCACCUGGCUUGUAUUGACAACAAAUGUAUAGAACCAUGUGGAGCUCUACAGCCAUGUAGUUUGCCAGCAAGAUGUGAAGCUAUUCCCUCUUCGCCAGUCAGGACUAUGAUCUGCAUUUGCCCAGAUGGAUACAUCAGUAGCGGAAGUGGAACUUGUAAGCCAGUAAUCAAAUCAGGUUGCAUAUCUGAUUCAGAUUGCUCCAGCGAUACUUCCUGUAUCAACAGCAUUUGUAGAAAUCCUUGCAACUGCGGCCCCAAUGCCGAAUGUCGAAUUAAAGACCACAAACCAGUAUGCUCCUGCAAACAAGGCUACGACGGAAAUCCUGAGAUUGAAUGUAUCAAAAUCGAAUGUCGUGCCGAUGAUGAUUGUUCAAAUCAACAUUCGUGUAUCAAUCGACAAUGUGUGCCAGUUUGUACAAUUGAUUCUUGUGGAAAACAAGCGGAAUGUUACGGCCAAAACCAUAGAGCAAUAUGCGAAUGUAUGCCAGGAUAUGAAGGUGAUCCUAGGGUUCGAUGCAAGCUACUGGGAUGUCGAGCUGAUUCGGAUUGUCCAUUAGAUAAGGCCUGUAUUAACAGCAAAUGUGAGAACCCUUGUGAGCGACAAGCUAUCUGUGCACAAAAUGAGCUUUGCCGAGUAUAUCAUCACCGUCCAGAAUGCGCCUGUCCACCACCAUUCGAGGCUGAUCCGACUAGAGGAUGCGUACUGCGGGACGAACGAUGCCGUACAGAUGGAGAAUGUCCAUCACAAACAGCCUGCAUUCAAGGUGAUUGCGUAAAUCCGUGCAAUGUAACCGAACCCUGCGGCGUAAAUUCGAUGUGUAGGGUAUUGGAUACUCUUCCUGUUCGUACGAUGAUCUGUGAAUGUUUGCCGGGUUAUCAAGGAAAUGCUGCUAUUCAAUGUGACAAAAUGGCACUUUGCCAAACCGAUCGUGGAUUCAUCCGAAACGCUAACGGUGAAUGCAUAUGUCCUCCCGGGCACGGUCUUACCAUCUACGACGACUGUCAGAUUUGUCAAGAGAAAGAUGGACUAAAGAUAGAUGAAUCAGGACGUUGUGUGUGCGCUUUGGAGCGAGGUAUGGUCAUCGAUGAAAGGGGACGCUGUAUUUGUCCAACAGACUACGGUUAUCGGCUAACCGAGCGUGGCGAGUGUAUCCGUACCGCUGUACCAGAGUGCAUACGGGACAGUGACUGCCCAGAUUGGAGAUAUUGUGACGAACAAAGCAAAACUUGCGAUGAUCCUUGUACGACGAAGGUAUGCGGAAAGAAUGCGCUCUGUAAUGCAACCAACCAUCAAGCCGUGUGUCAGUGUAUCGCUGGGUACACAGGAAAUCCCGAGGAGCAUUGCAACCAAACCACCGGUUUCCGAACUGAUUUCCCACAACCAGAUAUGCAAGUUACUUGUCAAGCGGAUGGUGUACAAGUUGUAAUCGACCUGAUGGAAUCGAACUUUAACGGUGUGUUGUAUGUGAAAGGCCAUAGCAAAGACGAAGAAUGCCGACGGGUUGUCAACCUAGCAGGUGACUCCUCUCAACGUACGCAGAUAUUUAAAGUGCAUUUCGGAAGCUGUGGCUUAAUUCACAUCAACGGUAUAGCAAGCUUCGUACUGGUGAUUCAAAAACAUCCAAAAUUGGUAACAUACAAAGCUCAGGCCUACCAUAUCAAGUGCGUCUAUCAGACGGGCGAACAGAAUGUGACUCUCGGGUUCAACGUUCAGAUGUUGACUACGGCCGGUACGAUUGCCAACACGGGGCCACCGCCAACGUGUGCUAUGCGAAUUGUUGCUUUCAAUGGUGAAGAAAUAAAUUCAGCCGAAAUUGGUGACAAUUUGCGACUGCAAGUCGAAGUGCAACCAGCGACAAUAUAUGGAGGAUUCGCUCGCAGCUGCGUGGCCAAAACGAUGGAAGAUAGCGUCGAAAACGAGUACGUUGUAACAGACGAGAAUGGUUGUGCUACAGAACCGAGCAUAUUCGGUGACUGGGAGUACAAUGCCGAAACCAACAGUCUGCUAGCUAGUUUCAACGCAUUCAAAUUCCCUUCGAGUGACAACAUUCGGUUCCAGUGUAACAUUCGCGUAUGUUUUGGACGUUGUCAACCAGUCAACUGUCACGGUGCCAACGCAUUUGGAAAGCGCAGAAGACGUGCUAUCACUGACAUGAACGAAAUCGAACUGAUACUGAACAGAACUAGACGAGCUGCUAGUACAGCGUUGGCGUCUGAAGAUACGUUGGGUAUUGAAGGAACGCUUCGAGAAGAAAUUACUGUAGAAUCGAAUGCAAUUCUAACACUCGAAAGGAAGGAAGAUCGAUCCUACGAUUCAGACAAUAUAACUCCUGCUGCUCAACGGGUCGAAGAUAUUUGCGUGUCGAUGAUUGGGCUAAUCAUUGCAUUAGUCAUAACUGCACUGCUGGCUCUUGUGGCCGUGGCAGUGGCAGUUUCAUGCUGGCUCAUGGCCUAUAGGCGACGUCCAACAAUAACCGGACCGUUGCCGCAUCCACCGGAGUUCCCGAAUCCGUUGUUUGCGCACCAAGAACCCUCCGAGGUGUCUCAUAAUUACAUGACGUAAAAAAGCUCAGUUCGUAAACCAAAUGUCAUUGUAAAUGUCAAAUGUACUAAAUGUGUAUAAUGUGUUUUAAAGCUGAAACAUCAAAUCCGACCAAGAAAACAACGAAAUCCGAACGAAAGUAUAAAGUUUUAAGAUAGGAUACUCGAAAUACUGUAAAUAUACACCUUAAAAAUAAUAUGCUUCGGGACAGUUACAUCACAAGAAUAGGAAUGGUGCUUUAACCUAAUCGUGCCGAUCGGAAUGUCCAUUAGUUUUUGCAACAGCUUAGGAAUGCAAAGUUUAUCGUAGACCUACUCGUUUUCAUAAAUAUACGCGAAAUGUCACCAACCGUACCAAUAGAGCAUUUCCGCUCGUUCCCGCUUCCCGUUGUAACCUCAUGUAAAAAGCAAACUAAGAUCGAGAAACCUGACGAAUAAAAGGCAACCUCAACCUCGUUAGUAAAUAGGACACAUAUAGCACCACUUGUCUCGUUUCUCGAUGAUCCUAUACCGGCGGAAAGAGCUGAAAUGUCGUAGAAACGAUACACUGCCAGUGCACUUUGCGCCCAGUAAUUCACGCACGGUUGGUGAUUUUCCGUGAACCAAUUACAACAUCUCCUCCGCGGGCCGUAACUAGUCUUUUAUUUAUUAAUGUUAUUAUUGUACUUAGUUAGAGAUGGAUCUAGCACUUUCAUUGUGUCUAUUGAACUGAACACAAAUCCUUCGUCCACAGUCGAAGGAUACCCGUUUUCUUUCCGUACUAUGCUGCCUUAUUCGUCUGAAAUAACGAAAUAAGCAUUGCAAUACCAAAAGUUGUUCAUCGAGAUCCUCAUUUGAACCCGAAUUCAACUAAAAAUUUCCGAACAGCACGCUAUUCACCUUCGCAUUUCCACUUACGAACAAUGUUGUCGGUAUGAUUCCACUAAAUAUAGUUGUUUUAGUUGUAAUUUAUUAAAAUUUUUAUUAUUAAUCGAAAAAUACGCGAACUCGACCCCCGGAGGAUUUGUAUAACCUAGAUUAAUUGAAAAGAAAAACAGAUUUAAUUCAGUUGGAACUUUGUGUGUACCCUUGAGGUGGCGAAGAAUCAAUAUAGACAGAUCGUAGUCAUUAUACAACUAACCUAUCAUUUAAAGAUCGAAACUAUACGAGAUUCACAUUCCGAUAUUACCUGUACUUUCGAAACUGCCAUUUUAACUAUGAAAAGAUCAAUCACGGAUAGCCGUCCCGAUUCAUCCCAAUUUAAAAAUCGAAAAUGUGAAAGAAGCAGCGAGCUUUCACUAUAUUCGCUUUGAACACUGGGAUGUUCAGACUAUCUGUUCCGAAUUGUAUCUGAACAAAAAUGCUAAUUACAGUUGAAUCUUACUGCCCUUCAGAAUAGUGCACAUACGCGAGUAAAACAUUAGAAAAAUUUUUAAUCUUCGACUAUGUACCGGAAUCGCUUUAGUUUUUUGCUCGGUUCAUUAAAAAAAAUGUUGCAGUCUCCAAGAGACACAAACAUUAGCAGAAAAAGAAAACCACUUUCCGUAACCCUAACAGGUAUUCUUCGAUUCCUUUUUAUGGCUGGCAAUGCCAAGAUAUUUAAAGUUAUUUUAACUGAUAAUAAUGUCAACUAUCAAGACUGGAUUAACAUUAAUCGAGGUAAAACGAAGAAGCAGAAUUCGACAAUAAGAAUAUAAACGUUUUCCUGAAUAAAAAAGAUUACCACAGAUAUUUUCGGCACAAUAUUUAAAAACAAAUGCAAUUUUCCCAGUGUAAUAAUUUUUAUCACCAUGUAUAGUUCAAGUGAAACAUUCAAGUAUCACCUCAAGCAAAAACGUUGAUGGAAUAAAAAAUCUACUAAUA